Messenger RNA from Podarcis lilfordi (Lilford's wall lizard), 79163 nucleotides. Lineage: Eukaryota; Metazoa; Chordata; Lepidosauria; Squamata; Lacertidae. The record is from the annotation of a GenBank genome assembly.
CACGUGGUGCGCCGCAGUCCCGCCGCUGUGGGGAGGGAGCCUCAGCCAGGACCCAUGGCUGAGGUGGCCGGGCCGGGGGCGGAGAUAGGGCGCAUUUUAGUCCAGGUGGGUCCAAAUAACACUGCAGUCAGGUCCCUCACUAGCCUCGUUUCUAUUGGUCUUGUGGUCACUUGACCAAACUCCCAUGAACCUUUGCUCUUAUGGCCUCCCGCGCCCAUCCAGCCUUGCGUCGCCCCCAUUGGACGCAGGGUUGGCCUUAAGGCCCUGAAGAUCCUGAUUAGGCUGGCCAUUUACAAAGUGCCAAGAAAAAAGGAGGAGGAGCAGCAGCAGCGUCCGCAAGGUUUACUUAAAAGUGGCACAUGCCAAUUCAUAUGUGUAGAUGCACAUUUAAAAAUAAGCACACUGGAAGCUUCCAUAUGCAUUUUAAACUGUUCCAUGACAUGUUUAGAGAAGAGCUGUAAUUCAGUAGUAAAGCAUCUGUUUUGUAUGUCAUGGGUCCCAGAUUCAAUCCCCAAUGGCAUUUCCAGGUGGGGUUGAGAAUACCUCCUGGCUGGAAGAAACUUUGGAGAGCUGCCACCUCUCAGUGCAAGUAGACAGGCCCAGUGGUUUCCCUCAAUAUAAAACCGCUUCUAUUGUUUCCUAAACAGAAAUACAUCUUGGCACCAUUGUGACCUGAUGACUUAGUGUGGUUCCUCUGCUGUCCAGGUUUGCUGAUUGUUGAUGGGCAACUUAAAGCUCUCCCCGCUCCCUUCUUAGAAUUUCUUUAAACCAGGUUUUGACUGGUCAGCCUAACAAAUAGAGGACUCCUUCAAAUAGAGGACUGUUUCAUGCACCAUAGGGCACAUAGCCACACCAACCCAAGUGCAAAUCUCCUCUCACACAUUAUGCUCACUGUGGACCUCUCUGAAGUGGUCAGUCCCUGUGCCUCUCCAUGCAGAAAGGUAAAGUCCCUCCAUGUAGACAAAAAGCAUAUCAGAAAGGAGGGCUGUAGCCAAGCCUUCCGACAUUUGUAUUGAAGAAUUAAAUUAGCCCUCACCUGUCUGAAAUGGUAGUGAAAAUUAAACCAAACUCUCGCUAAAAACAGUCAUGUGGCAUCAUAAAGACUAACAUCUUACACAUGCAUAUACUCGCCCUAACCCAACUGAAAAGAUUGUUGUGAGGAUGAAAUGUGGGCUGCACUGAGUUCUGGGCAUAGGAAAGAUACAAUAAAAACACAUUCUAUGCUUUGGUUGCUCCAGAGCCUCCUUGCAGCUGUUUUUCAAAUUGCACCUUUUACGUAACUUCUGUGAGCUCUUGCCUUGAUGCCUCCCAGCUUUCUUCAAAUGUAAAUGUUUAUUUUUCCUCUCCUUUUGCACAUUGAAGCGUAGCUUUUUGGCAGAGAAAGAUUGGAUUUAGCAAUGUUUAUUGAAAAUUUUAAGGGAGCUGAGAUUUUCCAUGGUAGCUGAGGCUGCAAUGUCAUGCACACUUAACUGGUGAAUAAAGUCCAUUGAACUCUGGGCCUAGCUUCUGAGUAAGCUAUGCUUAGAAUUAGGUAGCAUAUUUUAUUAGUCUGCAGUGAAGACCCUUGCUUUGAUCUUGCAAAGCUUAGAUCUUGGAAAAGUCACUUGAAUGAACAGUAAUGUUUAGGAAAAGAUGAAGGGCCAUAGCUCAGUGAUAGAGUAUUUGCCUUUCAAGCAAAAGGUCCUAGGUUCAAUCCCCAGUAUCACUGGAUGGGGUUGGGAAUAGCCCCUGUCUGAAAUCCUGGAGAGCUGCUACCAAUAGAGUACAGUGGUACCUCGGGUUACAUACGCUUCAGAUUACAGAUGCUUCAGGUUACAGACUCCGCUAACCCAGAAAUCGUACCUUGGGUUAAGAACUUUGCUUCAGGAUGAGAACAGAAAUCGUGCUCUGGCGGCACGGCGGCAGCUGGAGGCCCAAUUAGCUAAAGUGGUGCUUCAGGUUAAGAACAGUUUCAGGUUAAGAACGGACCUCCGGAACGAAUUAAGUAAUUAACCCGAGGUACCACUGUACAUAAUACUGAACUAGAUAAGACCAGUACUCCGACUUGUUAUAAGGUGGGCAGUGUUCUUGGUUCACUCAGGGCAAUCACUUGAGUUCUGGACCCUUGCUCCUCUUGACUGAUAAAAACUAACGGGGAGGGGACAACUGGCUGGGCCAAGGAAUUGAUUAAUGUCUCCAUGAAAGAGAGGGUGGUCCUUGCCUGCUUGAAGGAGGCAAUGGUAAAACCACUCCUCAAGAAGCCCUCCCUGGACUAAGAAAAUCUAAGAAACUACUGCCCAGUUGCUAAUCCUCUACUUCUUGGGAAAUGUUCUUGAUCAGGUGAUUGUGGACCAGAUUCUGGUGCUCUUGGAGGAAACUGAUAUUCUAGAUCCAUUUCAAUUGGGGUUUUGGCACAGAAACUGCUUUGGUUGCCCUGUAUGACCUAUGUCGGGAGAGAGACAAGGGAAAUGUAUCCCAGUUAAUUCUCAUUGACCUCUCAAUGGCUUUCAAGACAAUCAACCAUGGUAUCCUUCUGGAACAGCUGUCUGACUUAGGUGGGUGGCACUGCUUUGUGGUGGUUCCUACUUGGAUGGUCAUUUCCAGAGGGGGAUGCUUGGGGAGUGCUCUUCAGCCCUGUGGAGCCUCCAGUGAGGGUUCCUCAGGGUUCAAUUUUCUCCCCUAUGCUAUUUAAUAUCUACAUGAAAUUGCUUAGUGGGGUUAUCCAGAGUUUUGGAGUUCGUUGUCAGCAAUAUGCAUACUUUCUGAUGAGUAAGGUUACAGAAAGCAUGUUCCAUCAGAUGUUUGAGUUCCUCUUCAUGCCAGGUACAAUCUGAGGUGCUUGUGCUGUCCAUUCCUGUUUAAUAGGCUGACUUUGGGCCUGGGAGCCAAAUGUGGCCUCUCCCUUUGGACAUCAGGACUCUCACCAGACCACAUCCGCUCCCCAGGUAACCCAUUUCCCCAACCCUGCUUCACACUCCUCUCAAGUGCUUUUGUUUGGCUGGGAUGUAUCAUUGGGCUGUGAUAAUGCCUCUAGCUUGACUGGAUGGAGGCUAGUGUGGGGUAGGUGUAGGUGUAGAAACCUGUGACCUUUGUGUGACUGGAAUGAAGCCUAUGACACAAAUGUAAAAUGUGCAUUUGUUGCCCUGGACACUUUUGCUUCUGGCUGCACCCACCACUGGCAUGCUGCUCUUGGAAGAUUCCCCACAAGGAAAUGUGGUCCUCCAGCUGAAAAACAUAGCCCACAUGCACUGGGCUCUGUGUAUUUUUUAAAAAAUACCUCCAGUCCUGUGUCUCAUUACCAUCUUGGCAGUCUGCUAAGAAUGCCCUCUUUGUUGUUAUAAUAUGAUGCUCAUUUCAUAAUGAUGUAUGGAGUUAUAACUUGGUUGCUGUGUUCUUUAGAGUGUUGCCAAAGUCCAGGCUUAAAGUGCUGCAAACCUUUAUUGUUUUCGGUUAAGCUCCUGGAGGUAAUUUUAAGUUGACAGUGUAUUUCAUUGAUAUUUUCAUCAUAUUUAUUUCCCUUUCCGUUAUGGAUGUACUAUGUUGUAAGUUGCCUCAAGCAUUUUGGAUGACGUGGGUUAGAAAUCUGACAGUACUAUCCUAAGUAUAUGUACCUAGAAGCCAGUUUCAUUAAGUCCAGUAGGACUUAUCUCCACCUCCAUCAUUCAGACCGGACACUGAGGUCCAGCUCUGAGGGCCUUCUGGUGGUUCCCUCACAAGUUACAGGGAACCAGGCAGAGGGCCUUCUCAGUAGUGGCACCCGCCCUAUGGAACGCCCUCCCACCAGAUGUCAAGGAAAUAAACAACUCCCACCAGACGUCAAGGAAAUAAACAACUACAGUAAUACCUCCGCGAAUGUCCGCCUUGUCUAGCGUCCGUUCCAGCGAACGUCUGCGGGAAACCCGGAAGUACCGGAAUGGGUUACUUCCAGGUUUGUCACAUGCGCAAAUGCGCAAACCGCUCCGCGUGUGUGUGCAGACACGGCACUUUACCCUGCAUCCUUUUCAGCUAGCGGCCAGGGCUCUGGAAUGGAUCCUGGCCGCAAAACAAGGUACGACUGUAUCUGACUUUUAGAAGACAUCUGAAGGCAGCCCUGUUUAGGGAAGUUUUUAAUGUUUGAUGUUUUAUUGUGCUUUUAAUAUUUUGUUGGGAGCCGCCCAGAGUGGCUGGGGAAACCCAGCCAGAAGGGUGGGAUAUUAUUAUUAUUAUUAUUAAUAUUAUUAAUAAUAAUAAUAAUAUACUCCACCCAUCUGGCUGGGUUUCCUAGCCACUCUGGGCAGCUUCCAACAAAAAUAUUAAAAUACAAUAGCCUGUUAAACAUUAUUAUUAUAAACAAAUUAUUAUGUAGGAUUGCAGUUAAGCAGUGCAACCCUAUGCAGGUUUAUAAAGAGAAAUCUGAUUGCAUUUCCCAGCAAUGAAACUUUUGCACUUUUGAUUUUAAGUACUGUCUGUGAUAUGUUGUGGUGUUGUUUCCUUUGUUUUAUAUAAUGUUAUUGUUGUGAGCUGCCCUGGGUUCCCUUCAGGGAGGAAAGGCAGAUUAUACAUUUUAAAUAAUAAGUGCGUUUAGGAUUGCAGCUUGUAUAGAAGAAAUAGAUAGUUAUCAAGUUUUUUUUUCUGAUGCAUGCUUUUUGGGUUGCAAUAUUUUACACCCCUCCCUGCCGCUUUUAACCUGCUCCUCUCCUCUUCUGUGUUCCAUAAAAUUGCAGAGGUUGCUCCCUGAAGUGUGUGUUUGUUCAGUGCUUAAUAAAUCUGUUUUGCUUUCAGUUUCUGUGAAAUAUAUUUACACCCUGAUGAUGCAUGCAUUUACUGCAAGCUUCAACUAAUUUUCUAGGUUCAAGAAGAUCUUCAACAGCUGAAGGACCAGCUGCGAGACAUCAGCCAUGAUUGGGAACUGCAGGAUGCUCAGAACCUUGAAGCUGCUAUUGAAAGUACAGAGAACAGAUUAAAGGUAAGUGGAUGGAGAAUCUUCCAACAAAAAUGGGGAAACGUCUCCCAGUGAAAGUGUUAAUCAGUAUUUUAUCCUCAAGUGAAAAUGUGACACCUCAUCACUUUCUAAAUUCCGUUUCUGAAUAGUAAAUGGUUUGAAGUGCCAAGUAUUGUAUUUUAGAGCAGUGACAGUACGUUUUGGGUGCUCAGCAUUAUACGGCUGUCUUAGACAUAGCAUAAACUCAGACAAAUUCAGAGCCUGGGAUGAUGUCUUUCAUUUUUGUUUUCAAAGCUCAAAAUUUGCUCAGAUCUGCUGGCUGAGGUAGCUCUUCCAUCACCUCAAUAUCCUAUAUUUUCUUUCUCCCUAUCCCUGAACAGAAACACGCUGAAAGGUAUUUAAAUGCUGUAAACCAAACUGUGCUAACAAUUUCGUCACCUUCUAAUGUGGAUCUGUGUUCAAGACAGGUGUCCAAAUGGUAAGAGUACUGGAAUUUAUUUGUGUAUGCUACUUUAUCUGUAUAUUUUUAAAUAUAGAUGUUUAUAUUCUAAUUGUAGUAUUUGGGUGUUUGUAGAGUUCUUAUGGCAUAUUACAAAUAGUCAAAAAUCCACACACAAAAAGCUGUAUCAGAAGACAUGCCUUCCAUCUUAUAGCAGAAAUUGGACUAGUUGUUCUCAGGAUUCUGUAAAUUUCUGUGUCUACAGAGUUAAGGACACUAAUAAUGCCUCCUGUUGUGGUUUCGAGUUCAUAUACUUAACCCAAGUUUUAAGGUUUUUUAUUGUUUCAUUGUUUGUUGCUUGAUGCCUGUGCUCCUCUGGGAGAAAGGGUGGGAUAUGAAUUUAACAAAUAAUAAAUAAAUUGCAGCAGUUUAAACUAUUGCAGGUGUGGAAAAUAAAGUUGGAACUGAACCAAAUCUUGCAACAUUUCCCUAUUUAUUUCUCUCAGGGGGCUCCCCAUGGAGACUUCACAGAAAGAAAUAAUUUACCCAGAGAUGUCUGCAAUUACCACUCAGCCCUGCGGCAGGUUAUCGCCACAUAGGUCUUCUGCACCAAAGGUCUGAAGGAACUCAUGGCUUGUAAUCCUUCCAGUGAUUUUGUUACCGUCUUAUACUCCCAACUGAGUCUCUUUUCCCUAGUGCUCUCUCAAAGAACCUCUCAAGUCCCAAAGGGCAGGCCUAAUGCUUUGCUUUGCAAAGCAGAAAGUGGGCAUCGGAGUGUGUCCUUGUCUGCAAGGACAAUGGAUGUAGCUAUAGCGUGUGAAGCCACACAUGAGCCAAACCGGGGGGGGGGGUGUGUGCAGCAGACGUAAUCAAGGUCACAACUGCACCAUACUUUUAAAGCAAAUGACUUCCCUAAAAGAAUCCUAGUUUUGUUAAGGGUGCUGAAAAUUGUACCUCUGUGAAGUGUAAACUAUAAUCCACAGAAUUAUUUGGGGGAAGUCAAGUAUUUAUUUAAAAGGUGCAUUUAAAUGUAAGGUGUGGAUGCUCUAAGUGAACUAUAUCAUAAGGAAAUGAAAUUCUGUGAUGAGCAGCAGAAGCACAAAAUAUGUAGAGGAUCUGUGGACAGAAGAUCAGAAGCAGGUUGGCCAAACCCACAAUGACAGUAGGCUAAGCGAGAAAGGGGCUGCUCCUGCAUUAAAUAUUUUUUGCUUCUAAUACCAACCUCCAAUCUUUCUCUACUUCACUAUGCAUGGUUGAUCUUAAUUUGGAGAGGGGCAUGCUAUGGCCUACCCAGGGUUUACCUUGUGGGGCUGAAGCCCCACUGCCCUCCCAUAUCAUGUCAUUAUGGCAUCUGCCAACAAAAAAAAAAACCAGCCCUAAUUUAACUUCAGAAAAUAAAUGUAGUUCAGCUUUGCCAGCUGUUCUCAAUUGCUGGUGCAUUGGCAGAAUGACUCUUUAUCAUGAAACAGUUGUGAAAUCCAGCUAAGAGAUUGCUGCCUGUUACCUGCCUUAAGCUUCUGGGUAUAGGGACACGGGUGGCGCUGUGGUCUAAACCACAGAGCCUAGGGCCUGCCGAUCAGAAGGUCGGCAGUUUGGAUCCCUGUGUCGGGGUAAGCACCUGUUGCUCAGCCCAGCUCCUGCCCACCUAGCAGUUCAAAAGCACAUCAAGUGCAAGUAGUUAAAUAGGUACUGCUCUGGUGGGAAGGUAAACGGCGUUUCCGUGCGCUGCUCUGGUUCGCCAGAAGAGGCUUAGUCAUGCUGGCCACAUGACCCGGAAGCUGUCUGCGGACAAACACUGGCUCCCUUGGCCUAUAGAGUGAGAUGAGUGCGCAACCCCAGAGACCAUCCCUAACAGUCAGGGGUACCUUUACCUUUACUAUAGGGCAGGUUAGACAUUUACGUUGUUGACUUGCUAUGUUUUCUGGAUUCUGUGAAAGCCCCAAACAUGGAAGUUCAAGUAAAUCAUUAAAAUGAGACUCAUUUUGGCAGAACUGCAUAAUUAUGUUGAGGGCCUGGGCUUUGUUAUGGCAGAAAUUUUGAAUCAUUUUUGGUGCCAGAUCUUCAGCCUUGAUAGAUUGCUGAACUUGCUUGAGCAAGAGCAGAGAAAAUAAGAGCUCUAAGCAGCCAUGCUUGUUCCCCAUUCAUCAGCUGGGGAAUAAGCCUGUGUUCAUUUUCAGUGCCAUGUUUACGGGAAAACUACAGGGAGGUAUUACUUCUCUUGAUACAGGUCCAAAUGUGUUGUUGCCUCUCCUUUCAGCACAAUUAAAAGACAGGCUCUGUGUGAAAUGUAAGUGCCUGCACACAGGGAUAAUUCUACCCUGUGUGUUAACUUCUGUGGCUUCUAUUUUUAUAUCCAUAAAACAGAAGGCAUCAUAUUCAUUAAGCCAAAGAUGAGCUUAUUAAAGAUAUGUCCCCCCCCCCUUCCACUAGGAUUUUCUUCCGCUGGAUUUUUUUUUUAAAGCAAGCAAAAUAGCUGGAGCCAUUCCAUCCAGCUAAAACCAGUAUUAUCACUCCCUUCAGGAUUGUGAAUUCCCAUUUCUUUAAUUAUUAUUUAUUUCCCAUUUACUUCCUAAGCAUGUUCUUUACCUUCAUGGAGUCAGUGAACUGAAGCUGAACCAGAGGAAGCUGUUUUGGUUCACUGGGCCGGUAAUCCCUGAUUUAAAAAUAAAUAACUAAAUAAAAAUCUACAGCAAGUUUGGCAGGACCACAAAUGUAGCCUGCUGAUCAGAGUAGGAAUCGACUACAUCCGCUUCACACUGUGGAAUGUUUAGAGCAAAAGAUACUAAGCAGAGGAGCCCAAUGGAUUUUCUGGCUUUUUCGGCCAGAGAAUCUCAACAUUGGGGGGGGGGGGGUUUGGAAGUGGGAGGAGUAAGAUUCUAGCCCACAAAAGGCAAAGUUAAUAAUAUGUGGAUAGUUUUUUUUGCUGAAGGACUUAAAAUGUAAUUCAUACCCAGUUCCUAAGUCAUAUGCAGUCCCUGCAGCUGAAAUCCUGAAGCCUUGAUUCAUGCCUUCAUGGAUCCUUUGCAGUCUCCUAACAAAGUAUGCCAAGCCAAGAGUGCCGCUGGGUGGAGCUACCCUCAGGAUUGAAUUUACCCCCAAAGAGGUAGUGAUGGCCACCAAGUUAGAUGGCUUUGGAAGAGGGUUAGAUUAAUUCAUGGAGGAUAAGGCUAGCAAUGGCUGCUUAUCAGUAAGCAUCUGAAUACCAGUUGUUGGGAAUCACAAGUAGGGAGAGUGCUGUUGCCCUCAGGUUCUACUUAUAGGUUGGCCAUUGUGAGAACAGGGUGGUGGCCUAGAUGGGGCUUCUUAUGUUCUUAGGGUUCUGCAGGGAGGUUGCCACAGAGCUGCUCAAGUAUUCUGUGGUGUCAGGCUCAGGCAGAGGUGAUGGGAUACCCAUUUGAGUCUAGUCAGCCAAAGAAGCUCUAGGUCCUGCAACAAAUGUAUGGCUGCCAGCCCCAGAAUCCAGAGCUCUAUGACUUAAGUGAGGCCAAAGCUGCCAAAAAGAGCCUCUGAGAUUAGGAUCACCUUAGCUGCAGAGUUUUGGGCCACAAAGAGGGUAGUAGCUAAGAGUUUAGUUCCCUGGUUUGGUGACAGAAGGGCAAAAGCAGGGGUUAUACAAUCUAAUGUUUCUUACUUUAGUCCUGCAUUCUGGUCUUUGACCUCCCUCAUCCACACAGGAUGUGAGCUUGGGCUGUAUAUGUCUGCUUUUUCUAGUUAGCUAUUUUGUUUGCAUUCUGCCUUGGGGUUGUACAUCAGUGCACUAAGCCAAUUGCCCAAGAAAACCCAGUGCACAUACAUCCUUAGCAACUCUACACAUGCUUUCAAAUGAGUUUCACAUGAGUUCUCUAGAACCUUUGUUUUUGUUCCAUUUAGCAUCUAUUUACAGCUUUUUCUCUUGCAGCAAAAACUUUCAAUGACGGUGAAGAUUAUGUACAAUCCACGCAAUGCUUGCCAUCGAAAUUUUGUAAAUGAGAACUAUGGAGUUGACUUGCCAAUAAUGAAUCAGAGACAAACAGCCCCUGUAAGUAACAAAGAUGUGGUUCAAUGGCUUAUUUGUUUCAAUAUUAUUGUAACUAUUGUAAAUUAUUCCCCCAAAUAAUCCAGGCAGGCAGUAUUGCAGCAGCUUUUUGGGGGUGGGUGGUUAGGAGAUGCAGUCCUAGUUCAGAAGAUCAGCCUCAGAAGAAGAUGGGGCUUCAAAUGACAUUGCAUUGAUUUUUUUACAUUUGAUGACAACACCUUCUUGAUGAGUAAACUCUUUCCAUUAAAAAAUUUUGUGCCUGAGGCAGUGGGAGGUAGAAUGAAAGUUGUGUUUAACGUGUUUAAUGUGUGAUGGCCGUUUCAUAUGUUCAACCCACCACUUGAUGUUAUAGUCAUCUGAUGAUUAGUUUGCAUAUACAAACUAGCCCUGAGUCUGUUUCAAUUAGAUUCUCCAUGUUUUCUGUGCUUAACCAUUUUUGGCCAUAAGUUUACAAAAGAUAGCAACUUGGAUCUUGGAAGUUGUUUCAGAUAAUGCACAUUUACAAUAAAUCCUGGUCCUUGAAAAUCAACAUUUUGUUUAAAAAAAUGAUAGGCCAAUUAUGUUUACAAACCACUUGGAUGUAUAACUUACUGAUAUUUAUGAAAAAUUAUCUGCAAAUUAUAUCUAUUACAUGCAACUGUGAUAUAGAAGAAGACAGCACUUGUGAAAAUAUGAAAUUAUUUUAAUUACAGCAAUGGAAAUAUACAAAUUAGCACUGUUAAUUAAAAUUACAUGCAAAUUAUGUUAAUUGCAAGCAAUUAAAAUGUAUAGAUUAGUAUUGUUUGUGAACACAUGAAAUUAUGUUAAUUACAUGUGGCUAAAAUAUGCAGAUUAGCAAUGUUAAUUAAAAUGGGAUGCAAAUUAUGUUAAUUGUCUGCAUCUUAGAGAUGCAAAUGAGCUGCAUCCCUCUAACAUUCCUCUCGCUAGUGAUUUCUGACAUGGCCUAAUGAGCUGCUCACCUCGGUCAUAGAACAUACACCAAGGAAAAUGGCCGUUGAAAUUGCCACAGUGAUAGUUCUAAAUAAUUGCUGUGACCUAGAAGGAGCAUUCUAUCGUUCUCAUUUUCAUAAAGAUUGCUGCACAGCCAUAGACUUAUACUGGCAUUUUGGUCCCAAUAUCCAAAUAAAUAAAUAAAUAAAUAAUGUAAACUUGGAACCUCUUCAUUUAUUCAUAAGGAAGAAUUUAAUGCUGUGGCGAUCUCGAGUUUUUACGAGUUGCUGUCUUCUGCUGCCCGUUCAACUAAGUUACUCCAAUUGCUCCUUUUCCUCUUCCGCUUUUACUCUGUGUGUGUGUUUUGUGCUAUGUACGCAUGUAUUUGAAUUAAUCUCCUACGGGAUGCAUGCAUACAUUUUUAAAAUGACGGCAAUAAAGCAAUUUCUUUCAUUUCAAAUGAACAGGAGAGUGGAUAGAAGCAGUGUAAGAUCUGAAGAAAAGAAUAUACUGUACACACACACACACACACACUUUAAAUGCCUGCAUAUGGCUGCAAUUACAAAGAAAACCAUAAUUUUGGCAUCAGUAGCAGAAUUAGACUUAAAUUGAUGUUCCACUGCAGUAAACUGGAAUACGUUGACUGCAUUUAUAAGAACAUAACAGGAGACCACAGUGAAUUAAUAAACUGUCCCUUUCACCAAAAAUAAGAGAGGGAAUAAUUGGUGAGACAGAGUUAAGUGAACAGAUGACUACAUUCAGCCUCCUCUCAACCUAGAAAUGGGAAUGUGAAGGUCACCCCUAUCCUGGAUGACAAACGGAGAGCUCUUUGUUGGUAAACAAAUUAAUCUUUGGAAAGGUCACCAUUUGUUUUACAUUUUUUAUCCAGUUCUUGUCAUCUGGAAUCCAAGAUUGACUGUCAUUCUGCAAGGCGGAGUGCAGCUGAAGCGGCUUCCGUCCGUAUCAGCAUUCUUUGACGGAGCUCGGCGCCUGAUUGAGAUGCUAUGGGCUGCUGGCUUACAGCUGUCGCCGGACCAGAAUGAAGGCCCAGCCCAGAAUUCCAAUAAGCAGCGCUGGCCAAUUCUGCCUGGUGUAAGCUGGCCCUCUGCCCACAAGUAAAAUGUAUGGCACUUCGAGCCAGCAAUUAUCUCGCUCACUUCCUUCUGUGCUGCUUCUGUUUCGUUUUUUGAAAAGCACAUGUGGCACAGACUGGAGUUGUGUAGCUAUUUUUGCACAAACACCUGGUACGGUAGAGUUUUGAGAUGGAUAGAUUUGGGGGGGGGGGGACUUUUGGUAGGUUUUCAGUAAAAAAAGUAUUUCCUAACAGUUUAAAGGCAGACCAUGCACACAAAGAACUGAAAGGGAUUGACUCAGUGAGAUGGUAAGGAGGCUGCAGACUUAACCUAGUGGUUAAAGGGAUGAGCUAUGAAAUAUUUAUUUCAAAUGUCAUGUUAACUAUGAAUUCAUUGAGUGACCUGAAUAUGUCGUAACCCCCACCCCACUAAUAUUGGCCUAGCUUACAAAACUGUUGGAAGGAUUACUGACAUAUUUGUUAAGCGCUUCUAACUACUUAGAGAGAGAGGGCAUAUUCAACUCAUGGAAAUCUUUAAGAAUAGAUAAUGGUGCAGUGCUCUUGAUUUAAGGCUUUAUUAAAUGUGUAAAAACAUCUGUAGUUUACAUUAUCUUUAUAUCUAGUACCUCCUUUUUCCACAGUCAAAAAGCAUUUUAAUAGAGAGUGACAAAAUCAGGAGGGUUUUUUUUCUUCCUUUGGAAGACUAUCAAAUACUCAAACUUAAGAGUUUCAUCACAGAUGGAAAGUAUUUGGGGUUUUUUUUGCACAGACUAUAUAUUUUCCAUGUGUCCAUAAUUUUAUGAAAUCAAUUCCAUGGGCCACUGAUAAUAUGAAAUAAUUAUCCAACUAAUUUGUCAGUGUCACUAAAGAGCAGCAUCUGAAGCCAAAUCUGCUUGUGAUCCGUCAUAAGCACUGAUCUGACGCUAAGAGAAAACUUGUCUGUCAGCUACUCAGCUGUGCAAGUAUAAGGUGGACAAAGUGAUGGUAACCUCCAGUGUCCAUUCCCCUUUUCUGAAAUGCGUUUCUCCCUCAAAAGCUUCUUUUGCCUCUGCACUCCUUUGUUAAUAACAAAAGAAAUACAAUGAGCUAAACAGAAAAUCUUUUUUUUUGGCGGGGGGGUGCUCGGUUUAAAUUGAAGCAGAGAAAAAUAACCAUAUUGAGUGGGAGUUCUUAUCCACAAGAGAAAUGCACUUCAAAAAGACUAAUAGAAUUGUUUUGUCUCAGGCCUCAAGUUAAUUAUACACAGAAUUGCUUGAGAUCAGGAGAAAAUACUUCUGCAGCACGUUCCAGGCAUAUUAUGCAGAGCAAAUGUUUGCCGGCAGCCCGAAUUAAGAUCUCUCUUCUAACCUUUGAAAAUUGUGUUCUAAUGUAAUGUUUCUCUUCGCCAGAAUGUUUCUGUGAAAUUAGAUAUGUCAGAUUCAUUGUGUUGUAAUGAGUCAUCCGUGGGGAUUUUUCAAGAAAGAUCUGGUGACAAUGUUGGUAGAUUCUAAUCUGAUUCCUUCCUGCUCCUGAGAUUACCACAGACCAAACCUGGUCCAAAGAAAGGUUGUUUGUGUGAAUGCCUCUGUUGGGGAAGAAGGGGGGAAGCAUUCCCUUGGUGGCAAGUGUUAUGUUGCUCUCAAAUGGUGUGUUCAGGCUUACAAUCAGUUGAUGGCUUAGGCUGCAAUUCUAACCCCACUUACUUAGUAGUAAGCUCCAUUGAAGUCAAUAAGACAUGGUUAGGACUGCAGCCUUAGUGUUGGAACCAAUGCCGGACAUGGCACUGCAAUUGAAGGAACUUACACUUGACAGUAGUGUAAAGGUUGGGGGGGACGACUAAAUUCUUCUUUUUGUUUUUACCUAUGGCAGCAUUCCAUAGUCUUUGAGUUUAGGCAACUUCCUAGGUAACUUUCACACCACCAGCUGAGAGUGUGUUGCAGUGGGCAAUGGGUGCCUUUCCCCACUAUCAUAAAUCUGGAAAUAUGAAAUGAACUGAAUCGUUUUGGCCUCCCAACUUUGCCCCUAAUUCUCUUCCUAAGAACACUGUCAUGUAUGACAAAUAGGCACAAUCUGUCUGUAGCCCACCCAUUCUCUUCUAGGUUAGUAAGGAGCUGUUUCCUAACUAACUAAUUGAUGCUUCAAGCAUGGAGGUGUGGAGAAUGGACAAAGCACUUUCUGUCCCCUCCUGCUUUCCUUAUGGUGUGUCAUUCAUUCUCCAUCUCUUUUCUCCUGACAGCUCUUUGCUGUGGCCUUUGCUUCACUUCUGAUGAAAGAUAUCUUCAGUUGUGAAGAUAAUUGAACAGCCUUUGAUGGUCAAGUCCAACGCCUCUGUAUUCCCCACCUCCUGUUUUGUGCUGAAACAGAGGUGUAAAUUGACAGCCCAAGCUCAGAUUUUGCCGCUCACUUAUUUGACAUAAAGUAGUGAAUAAGCACCAGACUUAAAACUGCUCCGUGUUGCAGAUGUUAGAUAUGAUGAAGAGCCAUUCAUGUACACUGGGCCCAUCACUUAUGUAAGGGUUCUGUCCUAGGGGUCCACGUGCAAAGGCAAAAUAACAUAAAGCCAGGAAUGCCCAGAACCAUCAAUCCCAUGCAACCAUCCCUACCUGUCCAGAGUGGGCUUCUAGGAGUGUUCCAGGGCCCUUGCGUGAUCCUCCCAGAGACCAGUAACCAGGCAGAGGGCUUAAAAAGCUAUUUCUGUGGUGGGUUUCCUGUUUGUUUAAUUAAUUUUUGGCUAUUCACCUUGAAUCAUGAUUGUUUAAGUAGAUUAUGAAUGAGUUGCGGGCCCACUGUAUACUAUAUAUCAGGGAACUGAGUGAGUUUCACCAGGCCACCAGAAAUAUCCCAAAAUGGAGUGUUUGUGGUGGAAGGAUGAGAUUUGCCUAAACCACUUUAUGAACUACCACAGGGAACAAUUUUAAAUGGCCUUAAUAUGAUGGCAGUUUCAGAAUAACCAGUUUUACAUUUUCAGCAGGGGUGGUUAACCUGUGGCCACCUCCAUAUGAUGCUGGACUACAGUUCCCAUCAUCCCUGGCACAUUGACAAAAACACCCACAGGCUUUUACAAAGAAUUAGCUAGGUUUCAGCAAUGACACUAUGUAAACCAAGGGAGGUUAACCUGUGGCCCUCCAGACGUCUGUGGGUAAAAGCCUGUGGGUGUUUUUGUUUUCAUAAAUUUAUUUUAUUAUUUAUAGCAUAGCGGACAUCACAAGACAUUGAUUAGAUUUUAAUUAACUCUCCUUUAAAUUGCUUCAACCGCUGACAGUCAACAAUCGUGUGGCAUGUUCCUAAGCAGUAAAAUCUGAGCUCAUACUGUUUUUUAUUAUUAAACCUUAAUGAAACUAUUCAUAGCGGAAAUGGUAUUUAUUAUUUAGCCACGCGUGCGUGAAGAACUCCUUAAUAUCAAAAAAGUUUGCAGCUGAUGAAGGAAUAGGUUUCCUCUCAUCUCUCCUUAGGCACCAACUCAGAAGAUAGCAAAAGGUGUUACAGUCCCCAGCCUCUCAGUAGCUCCACCUUCCUUCCAUUUGAAGAAGGUUUCCUUUCCAGUUUCCAAAACAGAUGCGGAGAAAGGUCAGUCAUAGCUGCGUGCCCAAUCCUCUGGGGUUUAUUUUGCUAUACUUGUCCUGGCAUGUAUGUUAUGCUGGGCAUAUAUAACUUCACCUAGACCACUGGUUGGCAGCCAGUUUGACUGGUGAGCUGUUUUAAAUAGGGAUGAAUGGGCAGCACCUGGCAGGAAAUUCACUCACUGUUUUUCCCUUCUCUCACCUCUUCUUUGCAUGGUGUGUGAAAGGGGAAAGAGUGUAAGGACAAAUCAGAAGUGAAGAUUCCAUCCUUCUGUCAUGGGCAUCUCUGCCUCCCUCCCCCUUCCAGUGGAGGCUAGUCUGUGAGGGCAAAUGUGGUGCUGCCCCACCAGCCUCAGUCUACUCUCAGCCAGCCCCAAACUGCCUAUGGUCUUAUUUACAACCAGUCCUGGGGUUGUCCCUAGCUGUCAGCUUCCUUCUUAGUGAAAAACUAAGCAGGGAUGGGAGGGAAACUGGAAUAUUGUAGUUGACUCUGUCCAUCAUUGGUUCAGGAGCUAUCUGCUGUUGGGCUGCUCCUUACCUUCUGCCCAGGGGGCACCAGACUGCUCCCCUCCCACCUCAGUCAUAUUCCAACUGGAGUUCAUAGUGAAAAGGAAAAAGAAUACUCUCAUUUAUACAUUCUUCUUCCUCUUCCACCUUGAUCUCCUUUGUGAACCACUUCCUGUCUCAGAAGUUUGAGAGAGAUGGAAGCAAGAGGGAAUUCCUUCCUUCCUCCCAGCAUUCUUCCAUCUCUCCCUCCUUUUCACCUUUACCAAAGGCAAAUGUUAGUCUUAAAAAUGUUGCUUGGUAGCGGUGCAGCAAUAAAACUGCUGGUACAUUUUGCAAAGCUAAGCAGGGUCCAGUAUGGUUUCAGAUUGGAUGGGGAACCACGGGUUGAGAUUCCUGUGUUAACAGGGGAUUGGACUAGAUGGCCCUCGGGGUCCCUUCAAACUCUACAGUCCUAUGAUAUUGGUGGGCUGGCUUUAGGACUGAGGAGUUUACACUUCCCAGACCAAGCUGCUUCUGAAAGAACUUGUUGAGUCUCCCUGGUUUUUAUCUAGGGAUCCUGAAUCUUAUUGAAAGAGGCCUGAUUCCACGUGCAGCUAGGAUUACUCUAGCGAAGCCUCCCAUUCUUCCUCAGGCUGCUCCUCUUCAUGAAUCUCAUGAAAAGCACAAGAAACCAGCUGCAGGUAGGCACAAAGAGAUGCUGCUGAUACUGUAAAGGAGAAACUUUCUCCAUUGUCUGGUCAGUGUUCCAUAUUUUGGCAAUGACGUUGGUGUUUCUAAGGACUAGUGGUCACAGCAGCAGACAAACCCAGUAGAGUCUGAGGGUGAUUUUUCUUCCUUCCUUUCUGGUAACUUGCCAGAACAGUUACUCCCCUAUUCUCAUCUGAGGGCAGCCAUUCCAGCACUGGGAGAGCUGAGUAGCAAAGCUUACCCCAUCAGCUCUGCUUUGACAGGCCAGCUCCAUCAGGCCUCCUCUCGCCUCAACUGUCAUCUGAGGGCAAACAUUUCAUCAGGCUGCCUCAGAGGGAGAGAUGGGAAGCAGGGCUCAUUCUGUCUGCUUUGCUAGAGGCCCAGCUCCAUCAGGCACCUCCUGCCUCUGAACUUUACGAGUUGGUCAAUAUAGGAACAACUGUCUAGAAAUUGGUGCCUGAGUUUUGAGUUUUAUUUUCUUCUUUCCUCCUUGUCCCUUUCCCCUUAUCUGUUGUAUUAUCGUUUGUUUGAACAUAAAUCUGUGGGUAGGGAAUGUCUUGUUUUGAUUUCAUGUAAGCCACUUUUGGGUGAUGAGCAGUGUACAAAUGCUCUAAAUAAAUAGACUUCAUUUUGUCAAGCUUGCUUGAGCUGACCAAUGGUUUUACCAUUGCCAGCCUGCCUUUUCAGCACCCAGGCUACAAGCCAUCCCACUCUGCCAAAGCCCAGCCUCCUGGCAUCACAUGGUACUCUUCGGCAAAUUAAACUGUAACAGCAGCUCCUCUUCUGCUAAGAAUAGGAGUCUGGACCCAAAAAAGUUCCAUUCUGCCUCUGUCCGCUUUGUACCUGAAAAUGCAUUUCCAGUGCCAUGUUUUUUGUGUCUGUGGUUGCCUCCAGCUGACCUGUUUGUUGAGCAUUCAUCCUGAUUUGUUUGCAGGGAGGUUGUUUCUUGCACUUUCAUCUUCAUAAGAAGUCUAAUUUGAAUGUCUCACCAUGUGUGAAAAUCAACUUGAAUUUGUCUGUAUGUGACUGAAUCUCCCCAGAAAAUAGCUACAGCCUGGAAGAGUCCAAAUUGCAACCUGUAGUUUAAUACAGUGGAUGCUUAUAGUUGUAGAUUUCGUUGGAAAUGUUGGGAAUAACAAAACAGAUCUAGUCUUAAUUCCCUGUGUAUUUCACCAUUCAUCAAGGUUAUUUAUUUAUUUAUUUAGAUUUGAUACCUGAUGUUUAGUGACCUAAUAUUUACGUUUAAUAAAAGCUGUUCAAAACAUUCAUCCCUUCUGUAGAUGGAGGUGUGGAGAGCAACAAAGGAGAAGUCCUGGCUCCUCCUCCUUAUCCAAAGUCCGGGCCCACCUCCACCUUAAGCAAGGGAAGAGGAGGAAGCAAGGGCAACAUUGCUCCACCCCCAUCCUGCAUCUCUGUUAUUUCACCCAAGAAAUCAAAGUUGCCCCUAAUUCAGGCAAUUCAGAAGCGGGCAUUGUCCAAGUCGUCUUCCAUGGUGCUAAAGGUAUGACAGAAUGAUUUCCAUCCUGUAAAUGUUGGGUAUCCAUUUGAUUCAUAGCACCCAGCUACAUAACCCCAGUUUCAAGUGAAGCGAUUUUAAUAUGGCUUUCUACAACCUGGUGCCCUCCAAAGGUUGUUGGACUCCCAACACCCUUCAAGUCCAGCCAGUGCGCUGAUGGGAGUUCUGAUCCAAAAUAUACGUAUGGUACGCACCAGAUUUGGAAAGGCUGAUAUAGCAUUCAGGACUCCGUAUGCAGAUUAGCUUUCCUGGGGAUGGAGCUGUCCUCUCCAUUGAAGUGAACAGGGAAUCCCUCACAGACUCCAAAUGUAGAUUGGGACAUAUUGUCAGGACUGAGCUAUGUCCAGUUGUCUGAAGUGAACCAAAACUGGAACUCGGUAGUCAGAGUCCGGGUCAGAGACACACAAGUGUCAGGAAGACCUUGUUGCUCAGGCAAGAUCUUACACCUAAGAGGAAUCCUUUUUAUAGCUGUUCCUGUCAAGGAGGACUUAGCAGCCAGUCCAGAGUCUGAAGGUACUUCACUGCUAGGAAGGUGUUCCAAGCCACACAUUUGCUAGAUCAUGGAACAGCUGCACAGAGAGCUGCAUGUUCCUAGUUCUAGCUGCGCCGACCCCAUGAGAGUCCUCCUGACACACAAACAAAGAAAAAAUAGCUAUUACAUCAUGGUUGGUCAUGUUAGCCCCCAGCCUCUUCCCUAGUAGCUUUCUCAGUGCACAUUUAGAUAAACAUUACUCUUCUUCAGUUGACCCAUAAGGUAUUUUAUUUCUCGUUUGUGAUUGAUCAAGACCAUCCUUGCAUUGGCAGCAUUAUUAGUAUUGUUGUUGUUAGCAGUAUUUAUAAUCCGCCCUUGGACCCAAAGGUUUCUAGGGUGGUACACAAAAUUCAGCGUGACAGUAUUGCAUAAAAAGCAAUAACACCAAAAGUAAUAAGCCCUUAAAUCACUCAUUUCCAUAGGAAUAAAUACAUCUAGUGUGGUCUAAAAACAGAUAAGGUGAAGGGUAUCUGUAUCUCCAGUGGGAGGAAAUUUCACAGCAGGAGCCAAUGCAGAGCUUGAAGGAUCAGUAACACAUUAUCUCACACUGCACACAGCUGCAGCUUCUGGACCAUCUUCAAGGGAAGCCCCACAUAGAGCACAUUGCGGUACCCUAAAUAAAACUGCAGAGCUUGUGCUACCAGAGCUUGUGAUAUUGUAGCUAGGUUAGAUGCAUGUUGCAUUGGUAGUCAUAAUAUUCCAGGAUUUGGAUCCUUAGGAUCUCAUUGUAGGUAUUUAAUGGGACAGCAUGUCUCCACUGCUUGUCUUACUCCCCUUAUGUCUUUCACUCUUUCCAUAGACCGCAGAAAUAACAUCAUCUCCGACCUUCCAGAAUCUCUCUUUAGAGUUUGAGAUACCAGUUCGCAAGGGAGCCAUAGACUACACGGCUCUUGAUCUCCAAGAGUUUAAAAAUCACUGCUGCUUAUUCUGGGGAAGUGUCCUUUCCUUCUUGGAGCACGUCUCUAACUUUUUGAAGGACUAUGCUGUUCCCUCCGCCAUCGUCAAGGGGAAGAGAGUGAUGGAGAUCAUUCCAGAUUUUGAGCUGAACCAGAGGCCAACUAGGGAGGAAAUUCUCUCUGUGAUAAAGAACAUUUCGGCAGUCAAAAAGCUCUUAAGUAAACCUGGCCAGAGAUACAAAGGCCAGAAUGGCACUGCAGUAGCAGCUACCAAGAUACAGGCAUUAUGGAGGUGUUACAAAUUCAGAAAAGCCUACAUCACCUUCAGGCAGCAGCAGUGGGCCUCGGGAGUGAUUGCCAUCUCUUGGCUUGUGCAUGUUCACCGGGGGCGUGUCAGAAAUACCCUGAAGGAAUCGCGACAGAGACACCUGGAGAAUUUCUACAUCAGGGCCAAGGUGCGCAAGGCUGCCAGCUGUUCUGGCAGUGCUCCUUCUCUAAACAUCACUUGCUUGAGUGGUUGCGUUAAAAUGCUACUAUUUUUUCAUUUAACUGUACACAUGUCCAAGCACAUUUCAUCCUUCAUUAGAUGUUCAGUCUUCUGUGCAUAAGUUCUCUCCUCAACCCCCUCUUCUCACAAAAAGGAGCGGGGGGGGGGGGUUUCCACCCAGAACUGCUGCCUGUUUCCUCCCCUCUACAUACUAGGGGGGCAAUUCCUCUUUUUCUACUUGGGUCACUCUUGUUAGAAAACUAUCUAGUUUUUCUAAAUGGAUUGACAGAGGCUGAAAUUAGACAUCACAAUGAAUGUGGUAUUGUGGCUGAAAAUGGCAACCCUAUUACGUUUCCCCUCCCCACAAUUCUAUGUAUUUAUGUAUACUGUUCAUAUUCUUCUUAACAUAAAAAAAUCUUUAAGUGGGGUAAAAAAGUACAAUAAUAAACAGCUAAAAAUGAAGAGAUGCAUAUAAAAAUACAGUGAAAUACUCAAUCAUCUCUCUUAACUUGCACAAUCUGAAAAACUUUUCAACAUCCAGGCUUUUGUCAUAUGCUGAAUCACACCUCUUUACCCUGGCCAUUGACACCCAAGAUGUGUGUUUCAGGACCCACCCUAUUCCUGAGACAAAUAACUUUAAUAAUAAAAAUAUUAAUAAAUUUGGAAUGAGCCUAACAUGGGCAGUGUUCGGUGAAAUGCUUCUGUUAGUGCAACAAAACUUGCCCCAUCUCUCUCCUCAACGCCCUCCCCAAGUCUGGAGAGUUGGGUCACUCUAGGGCAGACUGAGAGGCCACUUAGAGAGAGGAGUUGGACAGGAAAUUCCCUUGGAUGGCCAAAAGUAGCAAAAGCAUUUUGUUGGAUACCACCCUGUGCUUCCAUUUAGACAUGGUACUGGGGAGUGUAGGGUGUACUUGAUUCAGUGCUGCCAUUUUGGGUAGCAAAGCACACAUCUGUCUUCCAGUCUAGUUCCACUCGUUUCUCCCUUCAUCUAUGUUUUCUCUCUGCCCGACCUUUCCUCUCCCCUUACACCUGUGCUGUGCACUUGAUUUGGGGGGGUGGGGUGGAGGGCGGAGAGAAUUCUCACUUGCUUCUGUAGCAGUCCCUACUUUGUCAGAAAGUACUUAAGUUUGCAGACAGGCUUUUAAUUAGUGCUCACCAUUUCAUUUAUGUUUGCUUUCUUUUUUUUCAUUCAUAUUCUGUUAAUUAAGUGAUCAGCCUCUAAUCUUCCCCUGCCAGUAGCUUCAUGUAGCCAUCUAAUUAAAUUAAUUGGGGAAGAUGUUUUAAGUAUGUGAUUAAAUCAAUUAAUAUAAUUUAUGCCUGGCUUAACUGUACAGUGGGAAAAGGGAAGGGGGGAGGGAAACAGCUGAAGUUUGACUGGAUUGUAUCCGCCACAGCUUCCCCCUGUCACUGAUCAAUGCCUUCUCUUGAUUUUUAGCAUCUGGCCGCCAACUGGAAUCGCAUCAGGACCUCUAGGAGGACCAUUAUCCAUAUCCCAUCAUUAGGUAUAACGCUUUUGUCUCUGGAUCUAUCAGCAACCUCUAUUACCCACCACAUUAUGACUCCUUGAUUGAGUUCAAGGAAGGCCCUUGUUUUAUUCAAAUUGGUCUCGGCAGGAAAAUGUUGUCGACAUGAUGAGAGUAAUAACACAGGGCCUUCGCUUGAAACGGCGUUUAAUUUGGGGAUUAAGCAAAUAAAGUCAUUAUGUAGAGGCCGCUAUUCAGUGGAGAGGUGAUUUGCUGUAAUUCGCUUUCAUCUGUAUGAAAUGAACUAAAAAGUUGUAUUUUCCCCUCCCUUCUCUCCCCCCUCCCCUCCCCUCAAUAUAGCAGAUAAUGUUUCCAGUAUCCGUUAAUGACAGGGGGGACAUGGGCUUGCCUGCUUCGUUGCUAUUACACCAAUAAACUGGGAUCUUGCUCGCGCCCUGUUUUUAAUCAAAUGUGCAGUCAAAAUGAUAAGCUGCAUUCUCUGAAAUUAUUUAGUUCUAAUUACGAGCAGAUGGGAUGCUUUAUUUGCACCUUGGGCGCCUGAGCAAAAGGAGAUGCUAUGUGCACAAGAAUAAUUAAGAAGUUGAAUAGUGGGGUUUUCCCCCCGUACUUAAAUAAUCUGCAGUUUCAUGUUAAUUAGCGCUAAUGUAAUUAUUUAAUUACAUUUAUGAAUUGGGGGGCUUUAAAAAGUCUUUCCUGGAAAGUGAUGGGGUAGCCUGAGUGUUUUUUCAAAAGGGUAGAAAUAUUCUCUCUAGGAAAUUGGUGAAAAUAGAAGCCGUGGUCGCAGAUUUUAAAAUCCACUUAAAUUCAGGAAAUGUAGUUGGCUUAAUCCAAAGGAGUGAAAACUAUGUAAGAAGUAUUAAAUGCUUCUCUUCAAUAUAUGCAUCUUUGCUCUUGCUUAUGGUUUCAGCUUGAAGAGGGGGUGAAUCUCUGGGGUGACUUGGCUGGCACAAAAUGAACAGAAUGAAGGGGCAAUUUCAUAGCUGUGAAUGUCCCAACAAUUGUUUGCAAUCCGUUAGUCUUAUUCAGUCAUUCCUCUUCAAAACCACAUGUAAAGUGUCACAGUGGUUUGGAAUAUGCAGCCUAUCUUCCAUUUCUAUCAUAGUACCUUAUCAUUUUAUUUUGUACUUUCUACUGCUCUUGACCUAAAAUGCAAAGAGGAGUUGGGCAAUAAUUUUUAUGGCUGGCAAACAAACAUUUUUAGAUCUUUGGAAUCAGACGUCAGCAAUAUUACCACAUGCUUAGUGCUUUUAGAAGUCCUUUCUAAUUCUUUUGAUAUAAUAAAAAUAGAUGAAGAUUUUUCUGCAAGUGAGCCCCAUUAAUAUUCUAUAUAACCUUUUGCUUUCUGUUACCUCUAGCAAAAUAUACAAAUGUCAUUGGAGAUUAUGCAAAUGUCUUGAAGAUGUUUUUUAAAGAAAUAAUUUGUUUCUCCUUUUUGAGAUCAUUUGACAGAAAAAUAAAAUGUUGGUGCUAUAACUAAAGGGGUAGCAAUUAGCGUCUUUAGAAUAUUUGCACUUUAAAAAGACCAUUUCAGUUUCAAAACUGACACUUUGUCUGAUCUAUGGAAGGCACUUUCUGGCAUCCAGGAACCAGACAAAUUCUAUGGAAGUAUCCCACUGAGUUCAAUGGGGCUCACUUGCAGGCUGAGAGAGAUACUUCAUUCAGUUUGCAUUUGAAGAUGUAUCUAGCUAAAUUGCACUUCCUGAAACAAUAUGUAAACUGAAACACCGUCAUCCUUCCAUAUUUUAAUAUACCCAAAUUUUGUAAUGCAAUCAAGUAAUAUGUACAAAAAUGCAUAUAUUAGGUAAAUGCAUGUUAGGAGAAAUCACUUCCCAAAAUGUGUGUAUUAGGUGAAAUUGCAUACAAUAAUCUAUAUAUCAAGAUAACUUUGCACUAAAAUGCUGGUGAAUUUUUAGGACAUAAAAAAAAAGAAUCCACAAACUGAUGUAACACUUUUAGUUCUUCUUCUCUCUCUCUCUCUCUCUCUCUCUCUCUCUCUUUAUUUUUAAAUAAUAUUUUUCAGCUUUUAGUACAGCCUCACCAUAAAUGUUUAUAUCAAAGCAGGAGAAGUCUACUUAACUGUUUUUUGUGUUGUUUUUAACCACAGUAUCGGACCACUCCUCUCCACUCACAAGUUUGUGUUAGUAUAAAGAAACCAAACUUCAUUUUUGUCCAUAUGGCAAGUAGCCACGUCCUUAGAUUGGCAAUCAUAACUAUAUGUACUGGACAUAAAUUCAGAUGAGUGAGGCAUUCUUCCCAGUUCGUCAGUUUCUCUGUAGCAGCAAAUGCUUGAGAAAAAGAAUCACCACAGUACACAAAAAGAAUCACCACAUAGCACAAAACAUGCCAUUAAACUGGUGUUUCUGGAAUGUUAUGCUGGUGUUUGCUAAUGUUUCACCUUGGGCAGCAGGCUAAACUUGCAUUUCACAAUAUUUGUAGAUAAAGCUAAAGCAAAUAUAUUUGUUCCUUUGCUGCUUUUGUGUGCAAGCCUUGUUACUGGCAACUUUGUCUCUGAAAGAGUCAGUCACUUUAAGACUAGAAAUGAAAGUGCAAAAAAUCAAAGCACACCAUGUGCCCUUCCUUGAUCACGGUGUAUCUUGUGAAUGUUAUGCUUUGAUUCUUGAGCAUCAAGGAACAGUAUUGUUGAGGAACAGCCAUCAUUCUAACAUUAAUAGUUUGCCUGUGUUUAAGAGACACUUGUUGAGAGUGCAGGAUGGGGAGACAAUGCAUUUUCUGUAACCAGCCUGCUAUAAUGAUGCUUUCUCUUUAAAAACAGCUGGUAUUAAAAAUGGUGUGCAUAUAGUUUUUGACUUAUGUAAACCUUUGGAAUUGGAAAAACGAAAUGACAUUUUGAUUAGUUGGGUAUGUGGUUCAUUUUUCUCUGUUCAUAUUCAGCUUAUCUUGAUGGCAAUACAGUCAAAAUGCCUUGUAAAUUUUCAGUGCAAUUUUGGGAAAAUGAAAUCACUCCAUCAACAACAAUUUAUUCAUUUAUUGACCAUAAUAUUUAACAAGCAAAGGAUAGGUCAAAGGGGGGAAAUGUAGUAAUCCGUUUCAAAAAUAAUUUGAAUUAUCAAGCAUUAAAAGUCUAGUAUUAAUAACAAUAUUUAAGAAUUUAGCUAAUAACAAAUGAUUUUUUUCCUUUGAAAUGUCAUCUUAGUGGCCCAUUUCAUUUGCAGUAAUACUGAAGGGCAAUAACAUAGGUUGCAUUCAUUGUGAGAGAAUUUUUGUGUUUUUAGAAUAAUUCUUCCACUUGGACGUUUUAUUUUCAAAUGAAUGACAGAUCCCCUCCCUGCACUGCAUAAUAUUUAAUAUUUAAAUCUACGACUGUGCUUAAUCUACUGUCUUGUCCAGUUCCCUUCCAUUAUCUGUCGUAACCUCUAGGAAAUCUCCCGAUUACACAGAGGACUGUUCUAUGAACACAUUAGGCAAAUGCCGUAGUGGGAUGCAGGUCUUCAAUAAAAAACAUUCCAUCCUGUUUCCUAAAUUAACAUGUGAAUUAAAAAAAUUAAUACUACUUUUGAAAUUGCAAUAAGGCGUUCCGGCCAUGAUUUAUGGGUUAUGAUGGUGCAGAAAGGGGUUCUCGCCAAGUCAAAUGCUGGGCUAUUGUGGUGUUACAUCCUAAUAAAAUAAACAGUUCUGCUCCGCAGCACAGCUCUGGUGAAGCUGCAUAUAAUGUAUGAUUAUGGAAGCAUUCCCUUCUCCCCUUAACCCCACUAACCCAUCUUAAACCUCCUUUAGCUGUUGAAUGGGAGUUUUUGUUUCUGACUACUGCUCAGUUUUCCUACACGUGUGCAGAGCAGUGAGCGUCACAAAGGCAGUUCCUCAGUACAAGGAGCCCUGCUUGACAGUUCCUAGAAGUGAUCUUACUGUGAGACCAGUGGAUUUCCAGAAUAAAACCUAGUAUCUACUCGUGGGCUGAAUGUGGCUACCUGGAGAAGAUCUGCCUUUUAGACCCAAGUCCACCAGCAUCCUUGAGCAGAUCACAGUUUCCUGUUGUAUAGAAUUUUUUUACCUCUGUGGUAGUUAAGAUGGCAGGCGGCUGGAUUCUCACCAGUGGUGCUGUGCUUUUCAGUGUGCCCAUCCUCCCCAUAAGCAAGUAAAAAAGUGGGGAAUGGACAGGAGAUUUGGACCCUCUAGUAAUAUUCAUGAGCUCCACAGAGAGCUUCUGAAGAUUUACUGCUCAAUUUCCGCUCAUAAUUCUCCUUCGGAAAUGUGUAGUCUUCGUGCACAUUGCAGCAAUAUUGCUAUCUCUACUAUAUGCUCAUAACAUGGGGCUGCUCAGUCGGUAGAGCAUGAGGCUUUUAAUUCCAGGGUCGUGGGUUCAAGUGCCAGGUUGGGCAAAAGAUUCCUGCAUUUCAGGGGUUGGACUAGAUGACCCCUGUGACCUCUCCCAACUCUGUGAUUCUACACUUCUAUGUUUUUGUGCUAAGGCAGCCUUUGCCUGCCUGAUGCCCUCCAUAUAUUUUAGACUGCAACUGGGAUUAAUGGGAGUUGUUGUUCAAAUAAAAUGGAGGGCACCAGGCCUAUGAAGGCUGUGCUAAGAUUUGCCACCCAUCCACCAAUGCUUCCUUUAAGGUACCAGAGGCUUCUCACUAUUAGAAUCAGGUAGGUGUCUGCUGUGGGAAGGUCAGGCUGUACCUCAUAUCUCCUGGUUUAGGGAUUCCUGGUCGUGACACCAGGAUAAUGUCACAAACAGUGUACAUGGCACUAUUAUUAAGGACAUGCACCCUGAUAGCUUAUUCAGACCAGCUCGGAGUGUUAGUCUCAAAGCAGAUUUCUGUUUUUCUUGUCAAGCUUUGGCAGAUUUUGCUUUUUCACUCAGGAUCUAAUAAUUAAUCAUCAUGUUGGGGAACAGAAGGAACUUCCCCUUAGGGGAAACUGCUGGGCUACCUUUCACCUUCCAUUGUGGCUCAUAGUUUGGUUUGCUCACGUGAGCAUCUGGAAAGGAUUUGCUAAACUUUCUCCUUGCUCUGCUACCAUCUUGUUGCACCUUUGGUUAUUCCUUCAGAUCGUCCAGGCCAUCUGAGAUGAUAACUCAGAUUGCUAACUUAAGUGCCCUUAUUUCGGUAUACGCUUCCAUUUCCCCAGCCAGACUCCCACACCCCAAGAAAUAUGUUUAGGAACACAGUAUUGUGGGUUAUGAUAUGGAGGAUACUAAUCCAGUUAAGGAGAUUGGUUGCUUAAGGUUACUUUCUGAUAGCUUCUUCUGUUAACACAAAUGAUAACUAAAUAGAACUUCAGUUGUAGCAUAUGUCAUACACCUUUACAUAGUCUUUACCUGAUGUUAUAUAUGAACGACAGAGAAAAGCUUUUGUUUUCAUAUUCUGCAUGUAAACUUUCCAAAAGCUCUGUUUACUGUUGGAAGCAUGAAGCUGUGCCACAUAGCAUUCAUAUAUAUGCUUGUAUAAUGAUUUUUUUCAGUGCUCAAGUUUUGACUUUUCACCCACCCAACACAGACAAACACAAAGAUGUGUGUCUAGAAUGUCUACUACUGCUGCUUUUCCAAAAUGUAGAGCAUUGAGGACAAUUUUUCCAUGUUGUAGCAUUUUUUUCCAGGAAUUUUGGCCCUGUUUCUGAAGAUUCUUGGUACAUUAGUCAUAUGGAAAAGGCAUUGCUUUAAUCUUGUUAGCAAACCAUUCAAGAACCCACAUCAAGCCUGUGUUUGUUAAGCAGCACUUGCUAUUGAUUUCAUGACAGCUCUUUCUUUUGCCAAUUGAUCUUUUUUGUUUGUUUACAUUAGGACAGUUUUUAGGCAGGCUAACAUUGAAUUAGCUAAGUUUAAAGUUGUAAAUUGGACAUACUAACAGUUGAUGCAUCCUAUGUACUCAUUUUCAGUCCUAUAACAAAGAAAAGGUUUGCCAUCCCCUAAGCAGUGUGUUCUGGGUAACCCCACACAAGUUUUACUUUAAAAGCGGGUAGCAGAAGUCCUUAGUGGAAUGAAUGAAAAGUGUUCCAGAUGCCACAGCUAUUAUAAACUAAAUAUGCAUUUAAUGAGAGAGUGUGUGUGCAAAACUGCAAAAAAGAAAAAACAACUUAUAAAGGAAAAUGUCUCAAGUUGCUCUAUCAAAAAAGAGCCUUGCUUUUAAUGAGUUAUUUAUCUUUUACAUUUUUAAAAUAAAAAUACAUAUGGAUGCACUUUGGUCUGCUGAAUGAAUUUUAUGUAGAUUUAACGUCACAGUCUCCUUUUAACAUGGUUCUAUUUGUGUGUGGUAUUAUCCAAAAAUAAUGCAAAUAAUCUAGUGUUGUUUAUUGUCUUCUGUUACGCAAAACCUUAGUUCAUGGCUUGCUUUUGGAGAAGUGAUAGUAAACAAGACAAUUAAAAAUCUUAAAUUAGGAAUGCUAUGUUUGAACCUGGGGAUGCCUCAUUUCUCCUGCUUCUGAACAGUAUUGCAGAGAGAUGUGGAUAUUUUAGGCACUUAGAGAUUCUUUAAAAGGCUGUAGAUUAGGUUUCCACUAAAGGGGGAGGGAAACCAGGCUCCUGCUCUGUUUAAUGGAAGUAUAAUUUGCUGUAAUUCACAGGAAAGAAUUUUGACUGCCAUAUUCAGAAGGAAUCCAAGACACAGUUUUAUCACAUUUCAGUUGGAUUCAAAGCCCAGUGCAAGUUUGUGAUUUUGAGUGUGCACAGUAAUGUUUUCCAUACUUUCUUAUUUAUUAUCUGGAUUGUGUAGCUUCAUCAUGGUGGUUUGAGGUCUUUUUAGGCAAAAAAUGUCUUAUUUGAAGACUUUUCUGAUGAUUGCAGUACAUAGUUGGACAACUUUUAUACCAAAUAUCAACUUCAUAUGUGGACAGGCUUUGUUCUAAGCAGUGAAGCUGCUACGAAACCUUGACAUCAAAAUUUCCUAGGUGAGACAAAGAACACAGCCACCCAAGUGUACAAUCCUAGGUUUAAAUUUGGGGCUGUAGCCAACUAAGUUUUAUACAGAGUAGGCCAGUUGAAAUUAGUGGACCCAAGUUGUCCACUAAUGUAUGAAUUUAUACAUUAAUUUCAAUGGAUCUACUCUGAGUAUGACUAGCAUUGGAUACAGCCCCAUGUGUGGAGAUCAUUGCAAGUGCAAUUUGCAGAUAAUGUGUUGUUGUGGCUUCUUUCAGGGUAUGCACAUUCUGUUCGAGAGGCGACUCCUGAUUUCACUAUUUAUCAGGGGACACAGUUUGGAAGACUCUGUGAAAUACGAGGUACAGACAUGCUCCUACUUGUCAUACAUCCUUCAUGUUUCCCAAAAGAAAAAAGACGCAUUUCAGUUGAAUACGUGUUUUCAAGCCAAUGCAAGCAACCAUUUGUUGCCACCAAAGACAUAUUAUUCAUUAUAGUCACUUAUGGGCCACUUCCCAUCAAGGAUCCCAAAGCAGUUUAUGGGAUACAAUUCCAACUCUAAAGUCACCAUUAUGGGAAUAGAUUUAAGAGUAACCAUUUUACGAUGGUUUUGGUUCUUCCUUGAAAGCUGAUUCCAGACAGGGGUGUUGAGGCAAUACUAUUUGGCACCUUGGCCUUUGGCUUAUGGCAGGAAUGGGCAUGGCACUCACAAAGGCCUGCAUUGGUGCCCUGAGGAAAGGACUCCCAAAUUUGAGCUUUUGUGUUAUUUUAUAAAAAGUAUCUAGUCCUCCUAGAAAUAAGGCUAUGAAGCAAAAUGUGCUGGUACCCUUCCAUGUGAUUUCUGUGAAAUGAGCCAGCCUGGCUGUUCCUACCUGUCAGAACUGAAUGAAGUCAGACCUGUGAUUGAUAAGUGAUUUGUUUGGGUACGCAGCAAUAGGAAUCCCUGGGGUUCUAAAAAAGCACUUCCACCCUCCCCUUUACUGCACUUUCGCUCCUUCAGUCUUAUUUUCUAGCAGCUUUUGGAAUCCCCACCAUUUGCCGUUCCUUUCCCCCCAGCAACCAGGACACAUCUUUCCUGUUGUGGGUUUGUCUGAGAUGAGGUACUCCCUAGAAGUUGUUUUCUGCAAAUACUAUUGCACAAUAAGUGCAGGUGGAUGUUAAAUAAUCCCCUCCCGAAAUGGCAAAUGCAAAAUGUGAAAACUUUUCAAAGAGGCUUAGGUAUGUCUCCUCUUGGGCAGGAGUUGAUGUUCAGGCACUCAUUAAGAAUUCACUGGAAAGUUAACAUGCAGUACAGUGGUAUACGUCACAAUUUCAAAAGUGUUUGCAUUUAAUGACACUUGCUCCCUGCUAAGCGGGUGCAGAAUAGCAGCUUAGGCUAAGAUUGGAACUGAGGGGAACAGUUCUUUUGUGCCUUUAACAGGUAUAUUUCCACAAUCAGGACCAGAGACCGUGGCUUACUUCCCAUAGUAAACACAAGGUUGCCACUGGAGGGGCAGGGAGCAGCAAUGGCUGUACUCCAUCUAAUUUUGUAUUGUAUCAUCCCCCCAAUGUUGUGUUAUAUACCAUGCCCCAUGGCAGCUGUUUUGUGACUGAUGCCGUUAGCACUCUCAAGAUCCAAAAUAUGCCCCCUGGUCUGAAAAAGAUUGGCAACUUGUGCCUUUGCUGUGUCUGGGUUGGAUUACUACUAUGUAAAUAGAACAGCGUCUGAGGAAUCUUUAGGUGCUUAAGUUGGUCCUGAAAGCCGCCACCUAGCCAUGGGAUCACAUUACACCAAUCCUGCAAUUUGCUUCCAGACACAAUUCAAAGCAUUACCCUUUGGCAUAUUACCCUGCUUCCAUGGGAGUGGCCACCAAGACCACAUAACACCGGUCUUGAAAGACCUACAUUGGCUCCCAGUAUGUUUCCGAGCACAAUUCAAAGUGUUGGUGCUGACCUUUAAAGCCCUAAACAGCCUCGGUCCAGCAUACAUGAAGGAGCAUCUCAACCCCCAUCUUUCUACCCGGACACUGAGUUCCAGAGCCGAGGGCCUUCUGGUGGUUCCCUCUCUGUGAGAAGCCAAGUUACAGGGAACCAGGCAGAGGACCUUCUCGGUAGUGGCACCCACCCCGUGGAACGCCCUCCCACCAGAUGUCAAGGAGAACAACAACUACCAGACUUUUAGAAGACAUCUGAAGGCAGCCCUGUUUAGGGAAGCUUUUAAUGUUUGAUGGAUUACUGUAUUUUAAUAUUUUGUUGGAAGCCGCCCAGAGUGGCUGGGGAAGCCCAGCCAGAUGGGCAGGAUAUAAAUAAUAAAGUAUUAUUAUUAUUAUUAUUAUUAUUAUUAUUAUUAUUAUUAUCAUCAUCAUCAUCAGCAUGCAUGUUCCCUAAGAUAAGAAGGAGUGUCCCUUCUAGGGUUAUUGACUAUGCCCAGACUAUGAAACUCAUAAAGUGUGGUUAGCUCCAUUCCUUUCUUUUUUUUGCUAGUCAUUCAAGACCUUUUUAUUCUGGCAGACUUUUGUUGUAUGUGGCUGAUAAUUAUUUGUAUGUCUUAGUUUUAACUGCUGAUCCUGUUGCUUUUUUAUUGUUUUAUAAAAUUGUAAUUUUUAAAUGUUCUCAGCGGUGGUUGUGCACCAGAAGGGUGGGGUAGAAAUGUUUUAAUAAGUACAUUUUCCAAAAAAGUCAAAUGUGGGUGCUCAGCAUUAUGUGGAAUUGGAGCUAUAAAUAAUUUCACAACAAGGUUUUCCUUUGAAGGGUUGCAAGGAGGUGAUCCCUUAUUUAAAGUAUUCAAAAGGAAAUAUAAGUGAACAGGAGACAACAAGGGACAUGAACUAAACUGGGGAGGGUCCCCUGUGUGGCAGCCCUUCCUUAAGCAAAGGAACAAAGAAUAUUAAUUUGUCAAUGGGCAAGUUUUCUGGCUCCCCAGAAUGACAUACUUUACAUGAUUCAUUUAUAUUUCAGCAUCAUUAUUAUUUCAUAAAUGCCAUUUAGUGAAUUUUGCACAAAAAUGUAUUAGUUCUGAAAAUUUACAGGAGUCUAAAAUAAUCACUUAAUUGCCUUUAUAUAUUAUGAAGGCACUAAUGUUGUUUUGUCCUCAGUGCGGUUCUUUUAUGUGGUAGUGUUUAUUUUAGGAAAGAUUUGUUACUUCUGAAUGAAUGGGAAAGUUGCAGGCACCAUGUCACACUACCACUUGGAAGGCUUGCGGCUCCUUCUAUUAAAAACCUCCUUCCCCCUCUUAGUUUAUUGCAUCUGUCUCCCACCUUUCCCCAAGGAGCUGCCUGGGAGAUAUUAAAAGACUACUUUCUCGAAUUCCCACUUGGGUUACAUGUGUAUUUGGGCUGUCCCUACAAAAUGGAUCUGCACCUGGGCAAAGGAUAGCUUCAAAUCAGCAACACAGCAGUCCACAGCAUGCAGGAAAUAUCAGGAUGUGAAAUGGAGACUGGAGUAAUUGGGGGGAAGGGAAUGUGAUUAUUUCAGUUAUAUGCCCUUGGGACUUACGCUACAGUAAGAGACCCUUAGAUUUUGCCAAAAGCUUCACAGAAAACAUUUUGAGGAGGAUCUAAAGGAAGUGAGAAGUAACAUCACCAAGGCAUAUUAGGAAGCAUUUCCCAAUAUCCAUGGCAGCAGAGGAGGAAGGGUGGGGCCAUUCCAGGGUACAGGUGGAAGCUGGAGCUGGGGGAGUAAAGGUCACAGGCAGGGAUUUAGAGACCUAUGAGAGCAGAGAGAAGGGAAGGCCAUGAACACUGUUCUAAGCCAUGAACUGAAGGCUGGUGGUGACAGCAGUGGGAAACAAAUAAAAAUUCAAGGCAAAGGAGGCAGUAUUUCUAGCACACAGUAGCUAGAUUGGAGGAGUGUUUUGUGACUCACCUCUGGGAAAGAUUUUCUUGGGUUCUCCGUGAGUGGAGAGAACACGAAAACUCAGGAGGCAAAUUGGGGAAGGUGUUUUUUGGUCAUAUGCCUCCCUCUCCCAACAGUGUGAUACCUUUUCAAUGUCAAAGUGUGUACAGACACUAACUAUUUAUUCACACAUUUCCACUGUGAAAUCCUGUUUGGCUUUAACAUAAUACAGCAGGAACAUAAGAAGAGACCUGCUGGAUCAGGCUAAAUAUCCCUCUAGGCCAGCCUUUCUCGACCUGUGGGUCCCCAGAUGUUGUUGAACUACAACUCCCAUCACCCCUAGCUAGCAAGGCCAGAGCUCAGGGAUGAUGGGAGUUGUAGUCCAACAACAUUUGGGGACCCACAGGUUGAGAAAUGCUGCUCUAGGCCAUCUAGAUGUCCAUGGGAAGCUUGCAAACAGAACCUGACAGCAAAAACAUUCUCCCACUUGUGGUUCCCAGCAUCUGGUAUUCAGAGAUAUACUACCUCUGACAAUGGAAGCAGACAGCAUAGCCAUCCUAGUGAGUAGCCACUGAUAGCCUUAUCCUCCAUUGAUUUGUCUAAUCCCCUUUUAAUGUCAGGUGUGUCUCCCUGGGGAGAGCAUUCCGCUGUCAGGGAACCACCACUGAAAAGGCUGUUAUUGUGUUGCCACCUGCUAGCCUCAGAAGGGGCAUACAAAAAAGAGCCUCAGAUGAUGACUGCAAGGUCUAAGUAGGUUCAUAUGGUGAGUGGCUGUCCCUAAAGUACUGUGUCUUGCACAUCAUAUUGUGUUGUACAUUUGACCAAACACACUUCAAGACUUCCUUGUUACAAGAUUGUGAGUUCCUUCCACCAUUGGUCUGGGCAGUGCUUCUUCUGCAACCUUCUCAAAGCUAUAAGCUGAAUCUACCUUGGUUUUUAAUAGCAGAUGUUUUCAAAGCCAUGCACAAUUUCCAUCCAUAUUAAAACAGGUCAUUCAGCUAAGUCUCCCUUGCAACACUUCUGAACUUCUAGCCAACAAUCCCACACUUUCUGUUUUGUGGACUUGGUUCUGAAAACUGUCUGGUUUGUUCUACUUUCUUCAGAGAGAGAGAAAAAAAGAGAGGUUGGAGCAGAGGUGUGUGUGCACACAUGUGCAAAGAUACAGAUAUUUGUAAAAUAAAGUGGUUAUGAAAAGUAAUACUGGCAAGCAAAGUUACCUUUCUACCAAUAAUUAACAGUGAGUCUCCUGUUCAUUUGUUUGUCUUUAAGAUCCUAAUGUGGACGUCAUCUACAUUUGCCCCUACCCACUGAGCGAUGAGAUGCUGCACUAUUACAAUACAUUUUUGGGUCUGCAGCCAGCUGUUAUAUCUGGAAGCCCUAAGGACAUUGGUGACCUGCAGGACAGGUUCAAAAUCCUCACCCCUGAAGCCAUAAACAGCUUCCCUGUGAGUUUGUGUCUUCUAAUUACUACAGCUGGGGGGAAUGCCGUAAAAUUAAAUUGGAAAUUUUAUAACUUGCAACGCUCUGGUAGCCGUCAGUGAAAUAUUAUUGCAAGUUUUAAGAGCUUCACAGAUUAAGUGACUAGUUAAGACUGUUGGAAAUAUCCUGGUUUAGCUUUGCAGGCUGAAAGUUGAGCUGAGCUCAGCCCUUCUCCACUGGUCCCUGCCCAACGCCUGGCCUCAUCUAGAUCUCUGAACUUAAAGAGAUUUAUAAUGCAAUGGAAAACAAAGUACUCAGAAUGCCUUCUGCUGCUCAGAGCUUCCUUCUCUGCAGCUGCGCAGACAGUGGGUCCCCUCCCUCCCUCCUCUCUAGCUUUUUAUUGUGGCAAAAUCCAAUUUAAGACUCUCUUUUUUCCCCUUGGAUCGUUUAAUGUCUUUAAUUGAGGGGUGUUGGAUAUCUUGGUUGUUUUGAACCCAUCUAGUUGGUUUUAAUUCUCUAGAAUUCACUCUGAAAGGAAACUGCCACCCCCACCCCAUUCUUCUGCCCCUCCAACUACUGUACCCUUGCAUUGUCGAAGACCUUUUGAUAAUGCUGCAAUGCAGUAAAGCUCAUUUAUGGCAGGGUGCGUUUGGAUGCUCCUUGGAUCAUCUUGAACUCACCGAGCCUCAGCUGUAAGUUGGUGAUCUUGGCUAUAUCAUCAACUACAGUCAUUUGUCCCUUCCCCGUUUUGUUUGUUUGUUUUUAAUAUUAAAAAACCCUUUCACUGCAAGAUCACUGCUGCUGGGUAAUUAUUUGUACUAUAAAACUAUGAUGCCGCACCAUACGAGAACAGUAAUCGCAACAUGAAAAUUUGUUGGCUCUUAAAUUUUGACCUAUUAUAAACAUAUUCUUUCAGUUCAGCCAAUCCAUGCUUUUCAUACAGUUAAGUCAUUCCCUUAGUUCAGUCCAAACAGCCUCCAGUUUAUCAGCCUCAGUCUCGCAAAGCAUUUCGGUGCACAGUGACCUUAAGGAUGUUACCGACACCAGUGGGCUUCUCACCAUCAUAAAAGUAGGCAAAAGUCUAUGUUCACAUGUAUAUAUAUUUGGAGGACAAAGGGUGAAUGUUGAAUACCUUGCACAAGCGGGACGUGGAUUCUUUGUAAUACAGGCACAGUCCAUUGUACUGAAGUUUUAAUUGCAUAUUUCAAUCGGGCAUACUUAAGGGUGAGAAUUGUGGAGGUGGGCAGCAGUCUUCAGCUCCAUAUAUGGAAAUACAUCAUUAGCAGUUAAUCUGCUGCACAGAGGCCCACAAAGUAAGAGGUUUGAAAAGCAGAUAGACCCAGUUUUCUUUGAAGCUGGGGGUGGGGGGUGGAAUCCAUAAAACCUAGCAGCUAGUUCUGCAUGCCUGAAAGGACUUUGGGCAUGGAUUUCUCAGACAACAGCCCCUGAUGCCACAGGAAAAAGCACUUUGGAAAGUUUGGAAACUUUCAAAGAUGCGUUGUGAUAUGAGGGCUGAUUUUCUAAAGAAAAAUGUAAAACAAUGACGCAGAAGGUUAUAGUAUCCAGCUAAGUCACCCACUCAGAUCAGCAGACUUAUGUCAUGCAUGACUGUGGCCAUGACGGGGGGAUGUUUAGACCAGGGGCGGCAAGGUUUACCUUGCCUGGGCCGGUUCACUCGAGCAGAGAUCCCUCUGUGGGCUGGAUCGCGAGCACACAUGAGUGCGUGUGCCAGCGAUUUCCGGCAUCUGCGCAGACACAAUUUCUGGCAUCUGCAUCUGCGCAGACACGAUUUCCAGCAUCUGCGCAUGUUCAGACGCUAUUUCCGGUGCCGCGGAAGUGAGCCCCCGCACCACACUGCGCCGGUUUAGUGCAGCAUUUGGGGACUUGCCAAGCGGGCUGCACGGUUCAGGAGUGGCUCGUGGGCUGGUUAAAUGAACCCUGUGGGCUGCUUGUGGCCCAUGACCCCUGGUUUAGACUUUAUGACAUUAAGCUCUUCCCAGUGCAGUUCUAAGGUUUAAAUGGGUAGGAGUUGGAGAUGAGUUUGUGCACAACUUCCAUUCAUUCCUUCUAAACUCUGAGGGCUGGUCACUUCUCUGAGGAAGACCUCAUGGCCAUGGCCAUUGCAUGCACACACACAUGCAGACAGGCGGGCAGACACACUCACAAUCACAUACAUUCAGGCAGCUGGCAAACACACUCAGUUGGUAGUUGGGAGGGGCAGCAUACAGAUAGGCAGACACACACAUGCUUAGUAGACCAGUGGGGAAAAGCAGGCAGGGAGAUGUAUGCACACACCUUAAUGCAGACAGGUGAACAGCAGACUUUCCAGCAUUUUUGCGCCCCAUGGCAGCCCUGAGGAAGGAGGCUGUUCUCCUGCCCUUACACUAUAAUGUGUGGGGAUGGUGACAGCAAAUCAAUUCAAGGCUCUUUCUAUGUUGCAAAGGAGCCUCUUCUCUAUCAAGUGCAGAGUUAUUGCAAGGUCUUAGGGGUUCUGAAAAAGAAAGUUUCGUCUUGUUCUCUGAGCGCUAAGACACACCAAUAGGAGAAAGGGUGCCCCUUUGCAGGGCAAAUAGAGGCAAAGGUGCCCAUUUUUUUGGAGAAUUGAUAGGGCCCCUACAGCACCAUAUCAGGAACAUGAUAGCAUCACAGCGGGGGACAACUUCAGACUUUGAAAUAAAUUUUUAAUUCCAAAUUAUGGGAAACUUAGCCAACAAAAAAGUCUUGGCAUGGUGGAUCUGGGCUACGGGUUACCCACCCCUGCUCUGAAGGGAAGUUUUAGAAGAGAUGAGUCUCUUCUGUGGACAGCGGGAUUCCUAUAUGCUAGAUUCAUAGAUCAAAGUUUUAAAAAUCUAGUAAAGUCUUAGGGCUCUUCUCACAUUAUGUAGAGACAAUCUGCGCUUGCCAAUUCAGCUCACCAUUAAGAGGAAACUGCAGCUCAGCACCGUUCCUUGAUAAAUAUGGUGGCACAUACAGACACCCCCACACCCCCACACACACACUUGCAAGCGAUCGACUCACAUGCUUCUAUGUAUACGCAUGGCAUCGGAAAAUAAUUAAGUAAUGCAAUACUAACAUGAAAUGGCAGGAGAGAGCUGGGAGGUCCUCGUGGCUCGUGAGGAGAACCUCCCCAGAACCCAAAGUCCAGAAAAAAAAGACUCCAAAAUGGCACACGGGAACUCUUGGUGCUGCUGCACUACUCCUCUCAACAGCUGUUGGGUGGGAAGCUGUAUUGCAGUGGGCUCCCCUCUAACACACAUUUCUGCGCAGGGGCCCAGAAUGUAACCCCCCUGCGUAAGUGGGGAGUCUCCUGUAUUUGCAAGCACAAUAUUUGUGCCCUUCACAUGUCACAUUUUCUUACGUGUACAGCUAAAUCUGUAACAUGCGAAGCAGCCGUGACUUGUAUCUUCCAAUGUGUUUCUAAGUAGUUGUCCUCCUUCUGUAUUUGACCAGGAUUAUAAUUACAAUAAGGACUUUGUGAGGCUAAUGAAAAGGUGUUUAUCCCACAGAACAGCAUGUGAUCUGCAGAGGUGUUUUGUAACUUGAGAGUGUUUUGUUCUGAAAGAACCGUUUAAGAUGCUGCUCCUCAUAAAGUGAAAUAUUGCCCAGCUGUGGGACUGGGUCUUCUUCAUUUUUUUGUAUUGAUUUCUCCCCCCUGACGCAGUAGAGUCAACCCGUGCCAGAAGUGUUGAGAUGAAUCACCGUUAUCCAAAGGCCGCAAGCCUCUCUUCCAAGUGACAGAAGGAGAAUUCCGUGUGGAUCAAAUAAAUACAGAUGUGUAGUAAUUAGUUCUAUUCCCAGCGAGCCCAUUUCCGACACACUAAAGAUGUGAGCGAUUAUGGAGCCUCACCCCAACAGCUUUUAUCAAUUUAAACUGCUACGCUACAGGAUAGGUCAUAACCCAGCCUGCUAUUAAUAAUGUAUUUAUUGCACUCAACAUUAUAAAUUAGCUCCGCGGAAGAAAGCGAAGGAGCACCUCUUAACGAGACUAAUGUGAUCUUCAUACAGAACCGCCCCAUGUCCCUGGCUACCUUCUUGAAGUACAGCCCCAAGACCAUCAAAAGGAUCAAGAAGCUGAUCCAGGGCACAGACGCCUACAUUGUCGGAGGGCUUCUAAGCCAAGAUGACCUGGCAGUGGCUGAUGAGCUGGAUGUGCCCAUUUUAGGUCCCACCCCGGAAGUAGCUCAGCUCUACAGUUCCAAGUCAGGAAGCAAAAGGGUGUUUGCAGCUGCUUGUGUGCCAGUACCCCCAGGGCAUUAUGACAUCUACAGCAGGCAGCAGGUAAGACUGGUGGCAGUUUUGGUGACUGGGAGAACCUGGACCAUUCAAACAUCUGGUUGUCCCCAGUCAAAUCUUACUUUGAAGGUGAAGUCUUCACUCACACCAAGGGAUCAUAAGGACUGAGUCCUGGAAACUGUUUUCAGUGCCAGGGACCAGCCCUAGGAUUUAUGAGUGGGAUAUUAAUGUCUUUGCCAGUGAGCUUUAUUUUAUUUAUUAUUCCAUUAUCUUAUCAUCUUAUCUUAUCUUACCCUACCCUACCCUAUUCAUUUAUAUCCCACCUUUCCUCUUUGGAGCUCAGGGUAGCAUAAAUGGUUCUCCCCCUCCCUAUUUUAUUCUCACAGCUGCCAUGUGAAGUAGAUUAUCUAUCUAUCUAUCUAUCUAUCUAUCUAUCUAUCUAUUUAUUUAUUACCUGCCCUUCACCGUAAGAUUACGCUGAGAAACCCAUGGUCACCCAUUGAACUUCAUGACUGAGUGGAGGUUUGAACCCCUGGUCUCCUAGAUCCUAGUUUGACACUUUAACCACUGCACCGCAUUGCCUCCUUAUGGCUGAAUGGAGAUUUGAACUCUGGUCUUGCUGGCCCACAUCCAACCAUUGAUCCAUUACAACCUUUGAACCUCUUGCACGACUUCAAUGAGACCAGUCUGGUUUGUGAAUUAGAGCCUGGCACCUUCUUAUUGCUGAACACAUUUAUUUGGAAGUCAGUUCUUUUGAAAUUCACGGGACAUUCUUUCAAGUAUCUGUGCUUAGGAUUGGGGUGGUUGUUGCCAAUUGCUAGUGUUUGCAUUAGCAUCAGUCUGCACAACAGCUCUCAAUAAAUUUCCUGAACUGUGCCCCAGCUCAUACAUAUGAAUAGGGUUGUGCUAACCAAUUAAAACAUAAGUGCGGGGGGGGGGCAGCUCCACGUAACUAACCAGAUGUUUGAGGCAAUUGCAUGUGCAAUUCCUCAACCUGCAUGUGGGGAAGCUGCUUCAACCGAAACUGCUUCCACCAUGCAGCUGCCUCUAUAUGGUACCAUUUUGACCAGUUUCCACAAUAUAGUUUGCAUUUGAGAACUGGGCCUCCAAAGAAAAGGUGCAGCCACUAAGAAGGCUUGCUCGCUCGCAGCCCCCAUGUAUUGAACCUCCUUCCCAUUUUCUAGGGGAGAAUUUCCCAGAUGCCAUGGCCAGGUUGGGCCGUGUACAGCCAUAGCUGAAUUCAGUUAUGGUUUGAUUCAGGCUCAAACUGAAAGCAGGAGCCUGAAGUGCAGCAGAGAGCUUAUGCUCUGUUGAACAGGCAACGCUAGAUGAAAAGGAUCUGAGCAUUUUAUGCCAGCCGCCAGGGAUACUCCUGCCUGUCAGUCUCGGAGAUCAAUGUUGCAUAUUCAUCUUCUGUUUAUAAUUUGAUGCAUGUCAACUAUCCCCAGACUAAAAUAUUUUCAAGAUUUUGCAUUGGUGGUGACAAGAUUAUUGGGUCAGGUCAGGUCUAUGGCCCUAUCUAGCAGUCAAAGGCAAGACAAUGUCUUGGGAUGUAGGAAUACUCCCAGAAUUCACCUGCGUUCACACCAAUUAGCAAAGCCAAGUUAGCAAAGAGCUAAAGACAAUGGGAACUCGGUAAAUGCAUACUGAUGGAGCAUAUGAGUGUUCUGGGGCAUCAACCAUGAUUGCUAAAUAAUUGCAAGCGAACCAUGCAUCAGGGAUGAAGAACUUGUGGUCCUCCAGCUGUUGAUGAACUACAGCUCGUGCCAGCAUGGCCAGUGGUCAGGGGCGAUGGGAGCCGUAGUCCAACAACCUCUGGUGACCACAGGCUUUCCAUCCCUGUUAUGCAUGAAUGCAAAUUGCACCAGCAAAUUACUUGACAAACAUGGAUCAAAUCUGAUGCAAGCCAUUGUUCUUUAAUGUGGGGCCAGUUUGCGUGGCUUCCAAGUCUUGAAACACUCAGGAGUAUCAGUAGCUAUGAAAAUUUAUUUCAGCACUCACUCCUAAUUUGGUUCAUGUAAAUGUUCCCUGGACAGUUCUGAACACAGAAAGCUCCUUGGAAACAAGAACACUGCCUCUUUGUGUUGCAAUUUGAAAAUCACACCCUGUUUUAUAUUUUCCAAGGGCAAGAAUCAAUAGUUCUUUGCUUGUCAUUGAUAUGAAUCAUUAUGAUUUUGGGGAGGUUGUGAUUACUCUUUGAUUUAUGAAUGCUGCUGGUUUUCAGAAGAGCCAUUUUAAACAAUGGCUUGUAAAUAAUGAAAGAUAACCAAAUCUAUUGCAUAUUCCAGAUGGCAGAUAGAGCACAUCACCAGUGCUCCAAAUGAGGCAACAAUACCUUUUCUGUACUAAAUGUUUCCUUCAUCUUAGUGCUAACUUAAGGUAUCUGAGAUACAUAUCAAAUCUAUUUGGCAUACACUAAACACACACACACACACACACACACACACACACACACACAAUCUAAGGAAACAGAGGUGUGAAAAGCAGGACUGAUCUGCCCAGAGAGGAGGAUGUGUAGGCUCAGGUUGGGGUAGAAUGACAGGGUAAUAAGGCAGAACCGAGGAUGAGCAAACAAGACAGGAAAUGAAGCUGGAAUUGGCUUGUCAACACGUAGAGGGACAAGUACUCAAAGAGGUUGCAUUUGCACCCUCAUUGGGUGGGACAUCGAUGGCAGCUGGGGUACAAUUUGUACCAGAAUUGUAAGAAUUCAGUUUGCUUACAGAGAAAACACCUGCACACUGACCAUUUCAUGGGGUCAGAGAUCCUCAGCAGAGUGGCUGCAUCCCUUAACCAUGCGCUAAAUGCAGAAGCAGAUGGCAGAAGGUCAACUCGUAGCCAAAAUGAACCACAACAUUACAAAUCUCACAGGCUUAGACUUGCCCCAAGUGUUGGCUUUAAUAUUGCUUCUCUAUAAAUGGUACCCUCCAAACCAUCGUACACAUUAGCUCCCCUUUCAAUUUGUUUCAGAUUGUUUUUGUUACAGCAGGAAAUAUUGAUGCGAGGCGUUAAAUAAUCAAAGGAAGAUGACAAUAAUUUAAGGCACAGUUCAAUUUUCACUUAAAGAGACCUCAUAACUCUUUCCGUUGGUGCAAUCUUUACAAUACUAUCGAUCCAUUUCAUUUCUGUAGGGGAGUCGUCAACAGAAAACCCAUUUAUUGGGCUUUCAAAAGCAACAAAUAACAGGACACAGAGCAAACAAAUAAUAAUUCCAUUUGUGAUUGAAGUUCAAAUAAUAAAAAGUGCUUUGGAAUGGCUGUUGUAACAAAUACUUCCUGAGCCAUUCUAUUCUGCAGUUACAGUCAAACCCACCAACAAUGAAGCCUCAAGAUAGAAAAGGGUAUUUUUAGAACCAUCUAGUUUAAAAAAGGAUAAAUAAUACAAAGCUCAAGUACAGUUUUCGUUGUCAUUACACAAAUACAGUGUUUUGUGGGCUUUUCCUCCCCGCUCAAACUGUCCCUGUAGUCUCACCUGCCUCUUAUACAUCUGUAAGAAAAUGUGGCGAUCAGUUUCAGGUGGAGAGUGGCUAAGAUGACAUCCAUUCGGAUUUAACUGAAAACCUUGUUUGUGUGUUUCCUAGAUGCUUGAAGUCAUCAGUCAGCUGAUAAUUGACUACCCAGAAGUGAAACGCUGGGUGUUCAAAGUGGACAGCGACUUUGGGGGAAAUGGCACAGCAUUCUGUGACAUCUCCGAGCACCUCAAAUGCUACCCCUGGCUUCAGAGGGAGAUUCGUAGAUACGGCCCUGAGAUAUGGAAGUUGCAGUGGGCACAAGUAAGUCCACCAGUCAUUUUCAGGUGUCUUUCAUUUUUGAAGUUUACCCAGUGCCUCCUGGAGUUCAUAUUUUAUGUGCAAUAGGAGAAGCUGAGCUACUUUGAAGGUGUCAACAUAGCAUCAGAAGGUAGAGGUACCUGGCACAUUGCAGGCCUUAGGAGUUCCAAGGGGAGAGAGGCACCUAUACUGUCCUGUAUGAAAUAGGGAACACUUGUUAAAAAUUCGUUGCCAGUUAAUUUGGGGCAUAGUUGCUUAGGACUUUAAAGGUAAAAGCUGGCAUUGACAAGUUACUUUUUAUCUUAGUAAAAUCUUCACUGGGGUCAUCUCAGUGUAGUAUGUAUUGUAACAUGCCUUUGGGAGAGGAUGGAGGAGAAAUCUACAUAAGACCAAUCAUUAUUCAUUUUAUCAAAGACACCCAUGAGUUACCUUCCUUCCCAUCUGUUCUCUUAACUGAAACACCUUAACCCAUUUUAUAUUCUCUUCAUGAGAAAAGCAUCCCAUUCUAGCCAUGAACCACAGUGUGCAGUCACUGCCGUACUUUCACAUUCUCUUUCUUUGGAUUAGUGGCUGUUGCUACACUCCAGAUUGUCUCUGCAAAGCACAUUUUCAUUAGGCUUACCCCACCUUGUGUAUAUCUGGGGUGUUGCAGUGGUUUUCAUACUCUUGGCUUCUUGAAACUAAUCAGGCUUUAGAAGUUCUUUCUGUUCUGCGCUUUCUUCUGGCCAAGCUUGGGCCAGAAUAAUCUCUUGCAUAUCCCCACAUAAAAACACAAGAACAUAAAAGGAGUUUGCUGGAUCAGCCCAAUGGCCCAUCUAUUCCAGCACCUUGUUCGCAUGGUGGCAAGCCAGAACUCUCCCUUUGUGCCAUUUUUUAUUUAGUCUGGGUGCACUCCUGGAUCCAACACUGCUACUGGAGGCUCAAGUAGUUUCCGUGACAAGGAGUGCCUGUUUCCAGCUGUGGCUGGUUUGACAGCUCUGAUUUCCUCUUGGACAGAGAUGUCUUGGCCACUGAGCUCCAUGCUUUGAUAACUUCUAGAUUGGAUUAUUGCAAUACUCUCGACAUGGGGCUGCCAUUGAAGAUGAUUCAGAAGCUUCAACAUGUGCAAAAUUCAGCAGCCAGAUUACUGGCCAGGGUUCCAUUUAGAGCUCAUGUACUUCCUAUUUUGAAACAGCUGCACUGGUUGCUAAUUUAAGGGGCUCACAUUGGUGUUUACAGCCAUGAACAACUUAGGCUCCAAUCAACAGAGAGGGCCCUCUUGGUGGUUCCAUUGCCUUCAGAAGUUUGGGGAAUGGUAGCCUAAAAGAGGGCCUUCUCUGUGGCAGUCCCUACAUUAUAGAACUGAUUUCUCACAGAGGUGUGUCUAAUGUUUUCAUCACAUAGUUCUGUAGUAUGCUGAAGACAACACCUCUUUACCCUAGUCUUUGACAGUUUUUUGGGGCUUUUUUGUAUUAUGUUUGGGUUAAUCAACCUGAUGAUCCUUUUGCUUCAAAUUAUUUGUGUUUUUUAUAAUUGUAUACAAACUGUUUAGCUUCCUUUAUUUACUUUUCUUUUUAAAUGUUUUGCUGCAAUCCACUUUGGGACUUUCUGGUGAAGGGCAGGUGAGAAAUCUUACAUGUUGGUGUAAUGAAUUGCUUUGCUGAAAACUUAUAGCCCCAAACUGAGAAGUCUGUAAACUAAAAUCAUCCAGUUAAAAUCCAUUUAGGAACAGAGAUGAAACAAAGGUUAAAUAACUUGUUUCACCUUGAUCUACAGGUCUCUGUGUAUGAUCAGAUGCACUCACAGAUCUUUUACAGGCUGUACAGGGGCCCCCAUUCAUUUCAAUGGGGCAAUAAUUUGCAUCUUAGACUUCCAAUUUGAUUCCACCAUUAGAAUGAACGAGGGGUGAUUAUAGGUAGGGUUAAAACCAAGGUUCCAUGCUCAUAAUCUAUUGGGCUAUGGUGCCAGACAGGUGAUUGAGUUACUGCAACUAUGAUGUGGAGCACUUGAGAGCAUGCACAUAACGGAAGGUGAGAGGGGUGAGGGUGCCAAAUAAAUACUUAGGGCACCAAAUUUUGUCCUCACUCAAGGCAUCAUAUUACCAAAGUUACCACUGCUGCUGGAUCAGGCUAGUAGCCCAUCUAGUUCUAAGAGUAGCCACGAGGAUGCCUGCAAGCAGGACCUUAGUGCAACAGUGUUAUCCCCUCCUGUAGUUUCCAAAAUUAGUAUUCAGAAGCAUACUUGUUGCAACCUAUUCAUUUUGGCACUACACCCCAGUGUGAAGACCCUCCACACAUCACUUUUUAUUGUGCAUUUAUGACGAUUUGUACUCAGAUGAUGGUUUCAGAGCAAUUAUCCACGAUCCUCAAUAAUGUUCAUAUCAUCAAAAGUUUCAAUGUGGUCAUACUGCUUUAUUUCCAAGCAAUGUUGGUCUCCUGCUGAAAUCCUAUAACCUUUUUCUACCACAUUUUGUGUGGGGUUUUUUUGGGGGGGGGGGUUGUCCCACUUGUGUUGCUAGACACUGGCAGAGGAAGAGGAGUGGGGGGGAGGAGCGCACUGCCCCCAGCAGCGUGAGCUCUCCGCCCCCUGGUGCCGAUAAAGCUCUGCCACUGUUGCUAGAGUGCUGCCAUCAGCAACAAAUAAUGCAGUAACAUUGGGGAGGCAUUGUGGAGCAGCUAAUAAAGCUGAAUGGUGUGUAGAUGAUCUAGUACAGGCAUCCUCAACCUACAACCUCAACCUGAGACUACAAUUCCCAUCAUCCCUGACCACUGGUCCUGCUAGCUAGGGAUCAUGGGAGUUGUAGGCCAAAAACAUCUGGAGGGCCGAGGUUGAGGAAGCUUGAUCUAGUACAAACACACCACAAAUGCACUAUUGUUGUGCAUCAGUGCCGUGUUGCAGGAUAUGCCCACACAAAAAACAACAGUCUGGAGUGGGCCUGAGUGCCCUGUUAUGCUGCAUUUGACCCAUUGGUGUUCUUCCUGUGAAGUGUCACAGUACACAUAUAAUAGGGAGAAAGACUGCAAGCAAUUUGUUCAAACUCCUUAACAGCAUCUCCCCUCCCCGUUCCAAAUAAUAUAUCACCAUUUCUCACCUUUUAGAUCUCAGCCCUGGCUUUUCAACAGCACCAGUCUUUCAUAUUUAGAAACGAAUUGCAGUCUCCAUUGAAUGUUUCCACUGAGUGCAGAGGAUUAGAAUCCUCCUUUGUUACUGAAUGCUCUUGUAAUGCUCCUGCAUUUAGACAUCAAAGCAUUAGUUUAUGAGCACAGGCAUGCUUUAAUGUCCUAUUACAGUAUGGAGACCUGCUUUCGAUAAUGAAGACAUUGUGUCAUCGACUUAAGCUGCCACGUUACCAAACAUAUGCUGGCAGGUUAUUAAAAAAUUCAGCUUUGUGAUGAAAGACUAUCCUGCAGGCUAGGAGUACAUGGCAAAAGACUCUCCAUUCCGGUAGAGUUAUUAGAAACGAGAAUAUGACUCUAAGCACUAAAUUAUGUUAAUACUUACAAAUAGCAUCAUUUGCAUAGCGGUUUAUGAUACGAUCCCAAGGUUUUUCCUUCAUUGGUAUGUAGUAGGGCAACCGAUUAAACAUAAUGUGGUUUACCGGAGUUUAUACUGAGUGUCUAUUCCAUGUAAAAAUGGAGUCUUAAUUGUUGGAUCCUCCAGACCAGGAUGUUGACCAUUCCAUUCAGGACACACAGUCAUCACAGUAAUUUCCUCUGAAACUUUCUGUGAGUUCAAGAGAAAUCCUGAGGAUGUUAGUGGUUUAAGAGCUUAUGUGGCAAUUUGAAUCAUCUCCAGUCAAGUCAACAGACUCCCCAAUGCUUGUGCCCUCAGAUCAACACACAUAACCAACCAUUCUAAAGACUUAAGUGUAGGUAAAACACAUCAAUAAUUUUCCUACCAACUACUGGUUGACUAACUUUUAGCUGAGCUAUAUAUCUCCACCCCUUAAGCUUUCAAGUGGCAUUAAUGGGAUUGCCCAUCACAAAACACCUGGACACAAGGAAGGUCAUCCCAUUCCUUGAAAAAACAACACAAAGCUAUAGUCUGGAAAGCUGUGCAUCUUUUGUCACGGAAGAUGUUUUGAGAAGAACUAGGAGCUGAAGAAACUGGCACUCCACCAGCAAAUGUUUGAAAGAAGCAGCGAGGUGUGUGCGAUGGCCAUCACUUUCAUGCCCUGCUUGUGAUGUUCCAAAGGGUCCAUUGGACCAUCUGCUUCUGGAAACAGAAUGUUGACCAGGUAGACCCUGGGCUCAGAUCCAGCAAGACAUUUCUUAUGGGUUUUUUAUGGUGUUGAAAGUGCUUGUUAUUUCAUUAUCAGGACCUAGAUCAUUAAAAUAUGCCUUGCAAACCUUUGUUUGACCACUUUACAGGAAUAUGGGAGUUUCAGUGUUUGCAGGCAACUACUCCACCCCUCAAGGGUAACUUCAUUAAUUUAAAGGCAAGAAGCAAACAACUGUGUGGUCCUACCCAACUCCCUGUGCUAGGGGAAAGGUUGCAACUCAGUGGUAGCGGUAGAGCAUCUGCUUUGCAUGCAGAAGGUUCCAGCUUCAAUCCCCAGCAUCUCCAGGUAGGACUGGGAGAGAAUCCCUCUCUGAAAUCCUGGCCAGCCACUUCAGGCCAUUGUAUAGAGUUCUGAGCUAGAUGGACCAAUGGUCUGACUCAGUGUAAGGCAGCUCGCCAUGUUCCUCUUGAGUAGGACUGAUAACAAAUAAGGGUGGGCUCCAUAUGGGCACUGGACUUGUGUCCUCAGCCAUGGUCUGAUAGAAGGAAUGGGGACAAGUGUGCCCAGCAAGGACUUUUCAGCAGGGCUUCCACAUGAACCCAUAAACCAGCAUCAGGGAAAACUGACUUACAUCCUCCCUCCAUUUCAUAAAGUUGGUUCCUGAAUUGCGUGCGUAUACCCAACCCCUGGCCAGGAAUGGGCUCAGGGAAAGGGAAGGAAUGUGUUUUGGAUCCCACCCACCCAGAGGCAGCAUUGUGGUUUAUGUUUCUAGAGAUGCUGCUGGUUUGUGACCCCCAGCUAUCACAACAGAGUUUAUGUAAUAAUUGUUACAUAGGGAACACGGUCUUCCAGACCGAUUAUGAUCUGAAAUAAAAGAAACGCCAUUUGCAGCAGCAGUAUUUUGAUAGCUCUUUCCGAAUGUCAUGUAGCUUAAUAGUGGAUGUUAAAAUUAUAUUGGCUAGCAGAAGAGGUCUCCACUAGUCUCUAAACUAUAUAGCCAUCGAUGGGAUAUCAAGUUGUGUUUACCUAUUACAUCAGAGAACAAGCUGUGAUGCUCUUGCUCAGUCGGUUAUUAUAUUUAAUGUGGCUACCAGUGUUUGGGUUUCAGGUGAUUCCCUGAUUCCUUAAUUGUUGUGUCUUGUUAUUUUAUUAUGUCCCUUGGUUAAAUUCCUAGGACCUACAAUAAUCAGAUAUGCAAGCUGUUCGUUUGCAUGUCCUAUUGAUUUAAUAUUCUUCUAAUCAGUACAUAAAGCUAUGGGCCUGCGGUGUUAAUUUUUCAUAUGCUUACAAAGCACCCUUUGAUUUUCUGUCACGCGUUAAUUACAGCGUUUUGCCAUUAAAUAGGAAGCUUUGUGUAAACUAAUUACUAGGUAAUCAUUGUCUACCGCGAGCCGUGCUGUUUGGUACCUUUUAUUUUAUUCGGGGAAAAUGCACGGAUCUCGCAGUCUGGAACCACUAUACCUUCCAGCCAUUAGCUCUCACUAAUUCAUAGCAUUAUUGUGUUAAGAUUGUAGGAGUUGUAAUUGUUGUGGUAUCAGUGCUGUUAAUUACCGGAGUAAACAGUUGAAAUGAUGCCAAGGUCUAUUGUACAAAGCAGAGAAAAGGAGGUUUAAAUGUUACUUCUACCAUCUGGGGACUGAAGUCUUUGCAAAUGCUACAAAACAGCAGUGAGGCAAUAUCAGAGCUUCAAGCUUCAGGGUUUUAGGCCAUAUGGAUUCAGAAUAUUUUGAAUCAAUUGAAUUUAACUGCCAGUUUUUAGCAGUAACCGCGCAGAGAUGAGGAGAAUAAAGCAAGAUCACGAAAGAAAAUCUGGAAUUUGUCAGUGUUAUCACAUGCCAUAAAGUGCCUCUGUAGAUUAUAUUAAAAUGUUUAUUCUGCUAAAUUCAAAGAAGCAGAGACAGGCUAAAAAUGAAUGCAGAUUUCAACAGUGUAUUGCUACAAAGGGUGAUUUUUUUGUUUUAUUUUGGGAUUAGGCAGGGGUAUUUGAAAGUCAUCUAUCUCAACAGUUAAUACAACAGUAUCUAUGAACGCAAUACCUAACAAUUAACAGGGGGCCCCUGUGAAUUUCCAGGGACUUAAUUUUUAUUCUAUUUUAGCAUUUGUAGACUUCCUCUCAGAAGUAAAUAAAAAAACAUAGAACAUAACAUCAGGGAAUAAAUUAUUUAAAAUUAUGUUUUUGGUGCUGUUGUUUUUUUAAAAAUGGAAGUAUUUGGAAAAUGUUCAAUCCCAGCAGCCUGAAAGAAGAUUUCACGUUUGUUCUUGAUCCCACUUUGCACUUCAGCGGCAAGACAAGGGCAAAACCACACUUUGCAUGGGUGCAACUGCACAAGACAAUUCAAAAUAAAUAGGGAGGUGUGCAAGGGGUGUGCCCUUUGCACUCUGGCCUUCCUAGUUUCUGCAUUAUUGUUUAGGGAAGGGAGUUUUUAUAAAAAGAAAUAAGUAUGUCUAGUGACAAUAGCUUUUGAGUAUUAACAAGUGUUCCCCGUUUAAAGAAAAAUGCCUAUUACACAUUAUUAAAGAAAUGAAAUCUGACCUGCUCUAUAUCUAGGCAUGGCAUAAUUUUAAGCACCUUAGCAAAAUAAAUUGUCCAGACCGAUUGCUUUGCUAAAAACAAAAAGCAGCAACAAUAGACUGAAUGAAUGAAAUUGUAUAAAUAUGUGAUAUUUCUUUUGUAAAGAAAGCAGUCCUGUGUGUGUUUUAGUAUAUUGCCUUUAUUUAAAAACAUUGGGUUGAUCCCAAUUUUUGUGACAUAUAUCCGUCCACCCACCCCCACCCCCCGAAAAGAUCCCCUGCGGUCCCUAUGUAGCUCCUUCAUUGGGCUUGGAUUUGGGGAGGGGGAACGCAGUCCCCCCCCCCAUUCUAGUUUGUUUGUUUUUAUUGGCCUGUUAACAGAUGUUGACGUGGUUCAGGGCACAAGGCAGCCAUGUGCUUCUAAAUGGAGAGAUCUCUCCACAAUGAAGCCUGGAGCUGCAGGGGGUUGUUUGGGGCUAGAACAAUGUUCUCUAGGCUUUGUGUGUGUGGCCAAAUUCAGAAUGAAAAGGGAUUGAUUAAUUGUACGUACUGAAAUCCUUGGCGAGCACAGCGAGCCAGAAGAGAAUAGCGUGACCCAUGUGGUGUGGAGAAAACGGGAGCAGCAGUUUAAGUGGUGGAAAGUUGAAAGAGGGCUAACCUCCUUGUUCUAAUAGUCGAGGCGAGUGGCUGCUUGGCGGUCCGCUGUUGAAGCGCAGCAUAUGUGCCUCCCUUUGACAAAGGCCCUCUUCAGCCCAAAGCAGCCCCUCGGCCUGUGCGUUGAUCCAGAGCGACGGGCCGCGGUAAUGAGGGACAGGCCUCUCAAGAAGCAGAGAGGAGAUAAUACCGCAUAAGUGGAGAGUUCUGUGGAGUGUUCUCGCCAUUCGACAUAAUGCAAGGCGCUACCCCGGCGAAUCGCUUGCCAUCCAGCUGAAAUGGGCCAUUAGGUAUCGGGGAAAAUUGUCUUUUGCUACUUUCAGCAGAUGGAGCAAAUAUUUUACAAAGCCAUUUUACAUACAAAAACCAUUUGCGUGACUUGGUAAUGGCAGCUGUUUUACAUGAUGUUACCUUCCAAAAGAAUGUCUCUCAUGAAAGGCAAAAUCGGGACUUUUUUAAUUUUAAAAUUUGCAGUUGCACACUCAAGCAUUCAGCCCUAAAAGCGGCAUUUGAAUUCUAAGUAAGUGUGGCAGGCGAUUGAUCGCUUCCAAAAACAUUUUCCAGCAUUUUUGUUCUUUUGCGUAGAUUGCAGCACCAGAGAGUAACACCCCCCCCCCCAAGCAACGAAACAAAUUCUAAAGUACUUGCAAACUGCUGGAUGGUGUGUGCAUGUGUGUGUGUAGCGGAAGGAACCCAACAGCGUUUCCAUUUCAGUCUGCCUCACAAUAAGCUUUUUCUUAAACCCAGUGGCUGAAACCAUGAGAGACAACUUUUGACUGGGAAGUGGAUUUUUCAGCUAAGUACUUUUUCAGUCCUUGGGGUUCUGGGAAGAACUUUAAACAGUGGUAAGAGCUCAGAAGUUGGGAGAUGAAUGCACCCAUCUGGGAAAAAAAGUACAACCGCCAGGAUCGCUUUUCACUUUGUUCUCUCACUUUUCCUGUGAAUAGUAGUGAUGGGAGAUAAAUUCAUUCUGGUUCACAUUUUAAUGCAAGCCUACCUAAUUCACACUUCCUGAAAGAAUACACAACGUAUACUUUGAAAUGUGCACUUUUCCAAAUUUUGCAGUGCAGUUCUCCUGCCAAAUGAUACAGUGGUGCCUCGCAAGACGAAAUUAAUUCGUUCCGCGAGUUAUGUCGUCUUGCGAUUUUUUUCGUCUUGCGAAGCACGGUGUCAGGAAAGUUUUGGAAAAGCUUCAAAAAUCACCAAAGUCUUUAAAAACCUCAAAAAAAGGCUACCACACCGCGUUCUAUGAGUUGCUCCUCGAAGUCAAGUCGCAACUGUAUUAACGGUGUUAAGAAAAAGGAAACAAACUUGCAAGACGUUUCCGUCUUGCAAAGCAAGCCCAUAGCGAAAAUCGUCUUGCGAAGCAGCUCAAAAAACAAAAAACCCUUUCGUCUAGCGAGUUUUUUGUCCUGCAAGGCAUUCGUCUUGCAAGGUACCACUGUAUGUUAGGGACAAAUGUAUGAGCAUAAAAAUACAUAUAUUAGUGAAAAUAAUAUAUUAAAAAUGCAUUACGUUAGGGGAAAGUGCUUGCAAAUAAAGCAAGCAAAUAUAUGUAAAGUAGGAGAAAUGCUCACUUUAAUGUUGACAAAUUUUCAUGAGGACUUUAAAAAAAAUCACAAACUUAUGUGGAGAUGGGGUGAACAGAACUUCACACUGGAAAAAUGAGAAAUCAAAAUUGAUAGAUUCAUCCAUUCCUGAAGAACAGUUAGGCUUUCCUUUCAUUUUUUGUUCACCACAUGUGUGUGACCUUAGGUUAGGUGGGAGAUAGUGAUUAGCUUAGAAACAUAGAAUGAAUUGUAGAGUUGGAAGGGAUAUCUAGUCCAACCCCUACAAUGCAGGAAUUUCAUAGCAGACAGCCAUCUAACUUCUGCUUUAAAACCUGCAAAGAAGGAAAGUCCACCAUCUCUUGUGGAAGUCUGUUCCACUGUCAAACAGCUCUUACUUUCAGAAAGUUCUUUCUGAUGUUUUGUCAGAAUCUCAUAUCUUGUAACUUGAAGGCCUUGGUUUGGAUCUUAGCCUCUGGGGCAGGAGAAAACAAGCUUACUCCCUCUUCAAUGUGACAGCGCCAUAUAUAUAUAUAUAUAUAUAUAUAUAUAUGUAUGUAUACGAAGAAGGCUAUCAUAUCUCCUCCCAGAUCUCCCUGGUCCAGUGCUCUUCAAUAAACCAGUUAGUCUCAUAUAUGUGACAUCAGUAUUGACAGUGGGUGCUGUAACUGUGAAGCAAAAACAACUUCAACAGCCAUUAUGCAAUGCAAGGAUCUGAUUUUCACUCUUUCCCCAACUCCCUGAUUAGAAGCAAAUAUAUGCAUUGGGAUUCAGCCCAGAGUGACUAGAGGGAAUGGCUUUAUCUAGUGCACUGAAAAUAAGACAGAAGCAACUUAAUGGUACCUAUUGAUUUGUAGAUAGAGCAUCUUGCUAGCAUUAAUCAAUGAAGAGAAAAUUUAUGUGGACCAAGCAAUCCCCUCCCCCAAUAUGGGAAAUCAUUAGUUCUCACUAGUUCUUAAAUUAGUUAUACAUGAAAGAAAAGCACAAGCCAUUCAUUCUUCCCUCUCUUGUCUAUAUGGUGCUUUUCAGCUGGUUCAGUGCUACUGCAACGGCAUUGGAAUCUAUAACUUAUUAGCAAAUCCUCCCUCAGUGUAUACAGAUACCCUGCACCUUCUCUCUUUGCUAGGAGUUUGGAGCAAGCCAGUGGCUUUUAGGGGACUCUCCAGUAUUAGUUGCCAGUAGUAGCUGUUGGCACUGGUGCCCUUAUAGGCACCAUCAGGCUUUCUGUAAACAUGAAGGAUGUAAUGUAAGAAUAAUACCUUUCUCAAAUGUUUUUUUUUAUUUAUAAUCCAAAUAUACAGUAUCUUCCAGAGCAAAGGUUGAUGACACUCCCAAAGAAUUCUAAAAAGUUGAUUGGGCCAAACCUUCUCUUUCAAAAGCCAUGCUGAUUUUUUAUCAACAAGGCUUGUUCUUCUAUAUAUGUUCGUGUGUUUAACAGUGUUAGCAUAAAUCAUUCUUUCUACCAGUUUGUCUGGGAUGAAGGAUAGGCUGACACGUCUCUAAUAUCUUGGAGUGCUUCUCCUGUAGUUGUUGCAGAUGUUGUUUUUUUUAAAAAAGGCUAGCCUCUGAAGCUCUCUCUCCUUUGCAGGCAUUAGAUAUCUUAAGCAAGUGAGUUAAACCAUAUGCUUCAGGGAAAGGUAAUUUGUUCCCAGGCUGAGACUCAAAGAUGUUCAUUUGUGUUCAGAAUUCACAAACUGCCUUUUGGCAAACACAACAGAGCAGUUUUACUUUCUGGUGUGUUAUUAAGUGAAGCCGUUGCCUCCACAUACAGUGCAUUUAAAACACAGCAUUUAAAAACAAAGAGAAACCCUGUCUAGCAAGGAAAAGAAAUGAGUGUGAUGCUUCACCAGUCCAUCCUGCAGUCCAGGGGAGCACGAACAGAGUCCCGGGAUUGGUGUGCGAAGUGGGCAAUUGGUCCUCUUUUGGAGCAUGGGACAUUUCCAAUUUCAAGGGGUCAUGAAGCAGAAGGAAAGAGGCCCAAGGGAAGCAAAGAAGUGAUCAUGAUGCAGCUAGAGAAAAGCGACCUGGUGUUUUAACAUACAGAGUCCCUAAGCUUGAUGUGCUUGCUCAGCGCUCUGACUUUUUGACAGCCUUCCCCAAUCUGACGCCUUCCAGAUGUUUUGGACUACAACUCCCAUCAGCCACAGCCAGUGCAAAACAUCUGGUUGGGGAAGGCUGUGAAAUUAAUAUUGGGUUCUCUUUGCUUGCUUGCUUGCUUGCUUGCUUGCUUGCUUGCUUGUAUGCAACAUUGUGGGUGUUUGGUUCUAUGGAUGUUAUAUGGAGGAAGAUGUUUCCACUGAGUUGCUGCUAAAGAUGUCAGAGAAUACUGACAAAAACAGGAAAGGAAGUCAGAAUUGUGUUGGUUGAUUGUUUGUUCGCCUGUGAUCAGGAAUGGAAAUCAGUCAAGCAAAUACUACCAGUAUUUGUUUCCAUUGUUGUGUUAAGUCCGCAAACAGUACGUAAUCAUCUGCUCAUUUUUUACACUGUUUUGAUGUUUCCUUUACAUUGAAAUAAAUAUAAGUUACAUAAGUUAUGUAACCUACACUACAUAGCAGACAGAGGCAGUGUUGUAUUUGGUAGGAACUGAACUGCAGCAGAAUGGAAAUGGCGUUGAUGGUGGUGAAUACAGAUUGAAACAGAAAUCUCUGCCUUCUUCCAUCCCUAGAUGCUGCUCAUCUCGCACAUUGCUGAUCCCUUGAAUCUCCUUCAUGCACAGUGACUUAAUAUAAUAGUUUUGCUACCUUACCCAAGGUCAAGGUGCUCUGAGAUGACAACAGUGGUAUGCCCAGAAGGUUUAGCCAAGUUGGUGAGGUCCAGCAGACAAGCCAGAGUAGAUUGUUGCCAAAUGGAGAGCCCUCAUGAGCCCUCAGGAGAGAAUGGGAACAUGCAUCUGAAUAAGGAGCUAAUGAAUGGAUAUUAUUAUUAUUAUUAUUAGUUACCAUCACCCUGGUAGACCAACAGAUAUUUGUAGCCUGUCAUCUUCCUUAUUUUGUUCAGUUUUCUGCUAAAAAGAAAUGAAGAAUAGAAUCAGUGGUUAAAAAGAAAGUAUCUUUGAUGAGGAAAUGUUCUCAGAUGGAUGAAAGAAGAAUAAGGAAAAAGAUAAAGGAAACAUUUAAAAAAAGGCUUUCUGGCUGUGGUUAAACAGUAACCACACAGCCUGUUGGAGGCCUGGUUUUUAAUCACCCCACAAGCAGUUUUCAUUUCUGCAGUAAAAUUGCUUGUGGUUCUAUUUAAUUUGUUUCUGCAGGAACCAGCUUUGGCGAAGAUCUCCCAGGAGCUGCCGGGCCUUUUAGCACAGCACGCUCAGGCUGUCAAUGAGAAACGAUUUCCUACAUGGGGAAAAUUCCUCCAAACAUUUGUGAGUCAAGGUAAAUAAGACUGCUAAGUUCCUGCUAAGUGCUAUGAGGGAUAAUUAUAUCACCGGUACUUCAUUCUCAUUCAUUUAGAUAUUUCUCUGCCCCUUUUCAUUUCCCCAUUGCAGUUUUAACUGUUGAAAAAUAAGAUGUAGGCAGCCAUCUUUGAUUCCGCCUAGUCGUGAUGGGCUUGGCUUCCUUGCUGGAAACUGCUGAACUCUCCCCCCACACAAACACUUUAGAAAACACAUGGAAACAGACAUAUGGCUAGGAAUUGCCUGGGUGGCAAAAGAUGCUUGAGAAGAAGCUUUGAGAAGAAAGAAAUCUCAAAGAACUACUGGCAACAUUUUGUGGCUUCAAGUCACAGUGCUAGCUGUGGCAUUAGUGUGUUCUGUGGCUUUUCUGAGGCUAGUGAGCUAUUAUUGCAAUAAAAGAACCUCUAAAUUCUGCACUGUAGAAUUCUGCAAUCUUCUGAAGACCUUAUGUCAACCAAUUCAUAUUCUCCUUAGUCUUAUUUCAUUAGCAAUGCAGAUUUGGUUAGUCAGAAUCAAGUUGGGUCAAGAAGCUAUGGAGAUCAUGGAAAUCUCAUUCCCUGACCGAUGGGACUCCUGCUCAGCUCUUCCUUUUGGCUUCCGAGAUCUCAAACAACUUCUUCAUGAACUUGAAGCAAAGUGUCUCAAGUUUUGUGCUGGCUCACGUAAUUAUGGAAGGACAGCAUAUAUAUUGAUAUGGUUGCAUUGUUAUGCCAUUCCUCUCUAGGGAGCUCAGCAUUGCGGCUAUGCCCAUUCCAUCUUUCCCCUGGGUAAUCCUGAUCUCAUCUCUACUUCUACGUACACAAAAUUAUAUCCCUCCAGUCCCAAUAAUGAUUCUCUAACAACAAACAUGCCCUUUCAGGUGGCAUCCAAGGCUAGAAAAUGGCUCUCCUUUUAACUAUAAGCACAGAGAAAACUGAAAGUCACAGUUCCUAGCUGAAGUCAAGUUAAUAUUUCCAUCGAACCAGGCAGGACCUUCCCUGAUAAGUUGUUUAUUUUUGGAAGGCAACAAUCAUCAAAGAGAAAAUACUGGCAAUACUGCAUCCCAAAACAAGCAUUUAAUUUGUACGGGGUGGGGGCACUGCUUGAUGGAAUCCUGGCAACUUUUCUCUCUCUAUCUAGGUGGCAUCAUAGAAGCCUUCCCGCCCUCAGACAGCAUCACUAGCCUCAAAGUGGACAUGCUAAUAGAGCCAACUGGAGAGAUCUCAAUGGUUUCCUCUGGAGACCAGUUCCAUGCAGAUGGUCCCCUGCGCUCCACAGGAACCACCCUUCCCCAGUGUUCCGUUGAGCCACGGGUCCUUAACGGGCUGUGUCUUCAGAUUGGAGAGGCCUGUAGAUCCAGAGGAGUGGUUGGAUACUUCUCCAUUGACUUUGUGACAUUCAUCCACCCUCAAACCAUGGGGCAGCAGGUGAGUAGGUGAAGUGAAAUCUUAAAUCCUGUGACACGCUUGCAGAUACUGUGAAAUGUGAUCAUGAUAAAAGGUGGAGCGGGGGUGGGGGGAGGGGGGAAGCACUCUGCUCUCCUCCUCUCACAGGCUAAUAAUUUCUAUCCUUGGAAAACAUGCUGUAUUACAAAGACAGAUUGGGUGGUUUGGCAAAAUGGUGGUUUUCCAGAGGUUCCAUUGGAAUGGAGGAGGAAAAGAUCAGGCCAGAAAGGUUGACACAUUGGAAUAAUAAUAAUUACAAUAAUUAUAACAAUUUGUUCUUUAUACCCCACCUGUCUGGUUGGGUUUCCCCAGCCACUCUGGGCGGCUCCCAACAAAAUUUUAAAAAUAACAAUAAAACAUAAAACAUUAAAAACUUCCCUAAACAGGGCUGCCUUCAGAUGUCUUCUAAAAAUCAGAUAGUUGUUUAUUUCCUUGACAUCUGAUGGGAGGGCAUUCCACAGGGCGGGUGUAACGUCACUUCUUGCAGGGAGGGAACUGCUAGAAGGCCUUUGGAGCUGGACCUCAGUGUCCGGGCUAAACGAUGGGGGUGGAGACGCUCCUUCAGGUACACUGGGGUUGAGGCCAUUUAGGGCUUUAAAGGUCAGCACUAACACUUUGCAUUGUGCUUGAAACUGUAUUGGGAACCAAUGUACGAAUCCAAGACGAGAGUGGCAACAUGACAUUUCGCUUGUACUCCCUCUUCUCUCUAGGGAUGAGAUUCACAACACAUUACCUUGAAAACAGCAACCAUUGUUUAAAAAUCAAGUUUUUAGUCCUGCCUGGCUUAAGGAUGGUCCCAUCUGUCAGUUUUGGUUUCUCUCAGUUUCUCACUUUUUCACCCUUAAGUUCAGCUCUUCACCUUACCACAUCAGUUUGCAAAUCCUUUUUUUUUUUAAGUCCUCAUGAAAGUUCAUCAGCAUAUUAGUCUGAAUUUCUCCUAAAUGUACAAAUCAUUGUAUGUGAUUUUGCCUAAUAUACACAUUUUGCAAGUACUUUUCCCCAAUAUGAUGUACUAUAUACACACUUAACCUAGUAUAUGUAUUUUUGUACACAUUACUUGAUUGGAGAACUGCAUUUGAAGGACAGUUGCAUUUCAGCUCUCAUGUUGUUUCAGGAAACGUGAAUUAGGUAGAUUUGCCUUUAAGUAUGAACUGAAUAUAAUUCCUCUCUCUACUCCUACCCCUACUCUGCCUGUGUGACCCAGAAGUUCACACCAGGAACUGGGAGAUGUUGAUACUGUGUAGGGGCUUGUUAUACCAAAUCUUUUAGGGGAGGUAAACCCUGAGUGCCCUUGGUUGACAGUGGCCCCAGCACAAGAACAAAUUGACCUCUCUGUUGCUAAUCUUUGAGGCAGAAAUAUUGUUUGAUGAUUGAUUGAUUGAUUGAUUGAUUGAUUAGUGGCCUCUAUACCACCUAUCAAAGCAGUUUACAAUCAAAUGAACAUUUAACAAUAAAAUAUUUAAAUAUUUAAAGCCCUUAAUAUAUUUGUAUUUAUUUAUUAUCUGUUAAAUUUGUUAGUCACUUUAUCUUGCCCAAACCAACUUACAACCAAGCAUAUCCAAUUGCUUUAAAAAAAUACACAAACCCAGCAUGACAGAAUAGCCUGCUUGUAAUUAAUACAACUCAGUACCCAGGAUCCUAAAUUAACCCUCAAAGCCCAAAGUAAAUAAAUAAGUCUAUAGAUAAGCAUAGAUAUGCAUAGGGGCUAAAAUAAAAACAAAAACAUGUCCAUUAACUUUUUUUUAAACGCAGAAAAUGUGUAGUUGUCAUCAAUGAUAAACAUUUCUAAUAGGCAAGAAACUGCGAUAUUUGGGUAAACUUGCUCUACUCAGAAAUGUAAGGGAUUGAUGCGGGCAUAUCACCCUUAGUGAUAUACCAUCCUUAGUGAUGGCAGUUCCACAGGAAGAAUCUCACUCCUUUUUCAUCACUUGAAAAAAACACCUUCCUGCUCUGUUAUUAUUCCCAUCAGCUCCUGUUUCCUUUUCGUUUCCACUCAGUUGUUCUACCUUGCAAUUUCCUGCAUUUCCCAGCUUGUGCCACAACUUUAGCAUUAGUUAAGCUGAGUCCCCCCCCCCAACUUAAUUAGAUAUAGAGGCAAUUAAUGAUGCCAUCUGUCUUGUUGUGAGAGAGAGAGAUUACACCAAAGAUUGUGCUUCUGGAAGCAUUAUUUUUUUGGCAAACUAGAAAUCCUAUUAGACUUGUUCGAACACUCUCACACUAAUUUCCCAGUUCCCAUUUUAGAUCAGUAGCUCAAAGGCUCAAAUAAAUUCUCUGGAACUUACUGUACACUUAGGCAUCCUUCCGGAGUUGUACUUUACAGAAAAUAACCAAUGAUCUAUGCUUGUUUUGCUAAAUCUAAAAAUUAAAUAUAUCAUUAAACAUCUGUUGCCAGUACAGUCAAAGAGUAGUUAAAUAUCUUAAAAUCACCAAAAAACCCUGUCAUAGUGAUAUGAAUCUUUUGCAUAAGCGCAGCUGUUUAGGCAACAGAAAGUGGCCAGAUUUUUACUGGGUGCUCACAACUUUGAAAUAAGAAAAAAAAAUGGGUACCUGACAUUUGGGCAUAGGUGGCAAAUACCUGCAUCUGUCUGGCUUGAUUGUGCAAGCAGUUGCUUGGGGAGGCAAUAUUAUUAGGUACCACCAGUGAAGCAGCCAUUGGCUGAAUUCAGGAGGACCCCCAGGCAUUUAUGUGUCUCCUUAGCCAGUGAAGAGUGAAGGAGGUGAGCAGACUGAGAGGUCACUCCAGAGUCCAGGUGGCUCAUGCAAGCAAGCCAAGCUACAUGGAAAAUAAUCUUUACAACUUUCACCACCCAAUGCCCAGUGGCAUACAGGCAGCUUCAUUAUUUCCUGGAGCAAUGCUGCCUAGGAACUGCUUCCUUUGACCUUCUUGGUGGGCUGCAGCAACUGCCCUACCCUGCCAUCCUCAGGAGCUGGUCAAGAACCAGCCAUAUGAGGCUUGAAAGCUGCACCAUCAGUUCAGGUGCAAGAGACCCUGGGCUUUGCAUAUCAGGUGCAAAGCAGCUGCUUAGGGUCUCACAAUGUCUUGAAAUGGCCCUGAUUUGCAAAUGGAGUGGUUAGAAAGAGAACAGGAGCCAAUGAAAAAGACCCUAGUGACAUCAUGGAAAUUUGGAUCAAGUGGAAUUGAAGGGUUUUUAGUACACCAGUUGCAAAGUUGCUGAAAUGAGACACACACACAACCUUACUUUUUUUGCCUGGUUUCCACAUUACUUUGAGCAGUGUGCUGUUGCUUGCCUGCCCCCAAACCACUUAGAAUAGGAUGUUCCACUUGGCUGGGAUGAAUCCACUCAAGGGUGUCUAGAAAUUGGGACUGUAUUCCACAUGAAUUGACCCUUUGCCCAAACUGAAUGCGUGCACAGUAAAGUAGUUGUAUGUCUGGGUUCGAUGAGGGGUCAGGUUUCUGGGCCAUAGUUUGCUGAUUGUCAGCAAUCUGCAGGUAGUAGCACAUUCCCGGGUCAAGUUCUAGAAACAUUGGGCAAAGGUCAGAAGGCAAGUACAUUCCCAAAGGUUCCAAGUGAAAGCAAGAUGAUCCAAAGCAAGUCUUGUCCAAAAACAUACAGAGGCAAACUCUUCUUCUCCAGUAUGAUGUGUUGAUUAGAAGGCUGGGGCUUCGUAGGGCCUGAUGGACAGGAAUUGGUUCUUGGGGCCUAGAUGUCACUUCUGCAGUACAGAGCUUAGCCUGUGAGGCUUUUGGUGAAACAAAACACAGGCAAUGUAGGAGGAAAGGCAUUUGAGCCUGACUGAUCAGACCCAGCCAUCACCUGUCAUGGAUCGACUGAGACAGGAUAAGGAGGACAGCCCAUGACACCACCUGACAUGAGUGAUUCUGAUAUAUUAUGCAGUUGGUGCUGAAACAUACUAUGGGGGGCAUGUGAAAAGGUAAUCAGGUCUCUUGGUGGCUUCAUCUUAUAGCCUUUAGGUUCCAAACACGUCCCAAUCUCAUAGUCAAUCUUGUUGCUGCUUCUAUGUAAAUUGAGGCCUAUGGGUUGUAUUCAAUGUUAGUUCUACUCAAGAGUACCAUAGUAAUUUUAGUGUGCCUACUCUGAGUAGGACUUGGAGGGCGACAUCCAUAUGUUUGCAGGAACCAAGCCAUGUGUGUCUGGGUCUUCUGAUAAGCUACGUAUGCCCCAGUAGUCUCCGAAGAGCAACAGAACCUGUUCACCUUCAGCAUCGUUCAGUAAUGGACCAUAUUCCAAGCAUACAUUUAAUAUCCAUUUUACACAAGGGACCACACCACAGGCACUGGGCAUUUCCUGAGGAUUAACUGACCAGCUGGUACAGUUAUUAUGGCCUAGAUCAAUGUGUUGUGUGUUCUCCUCUCCAGCAGUUAAAAUCCAUUCUAUUGAUUUGUUAGAGCCCAAGGCUUAUGUUGUUCAUACAUCAGGUAGAGAGCUGACUGGUUAAUUUUCUUAGGUUUUGAGGAGAAUUCCACUGUUGCAAAAUUCAUAUUCAGAUAUACAAUGUGUCUUGUCUCAAAUGCUUGUCCUUGAGAAAUUCCUCAAAUACUGAUGAGAAAAUAUUCUGGAAUUUAGCCUCUAGGCAGGAACAGCACACCUACUUUGCAGUGGAUGCCCAGGCGGGAACGUGUGAAAGUAAGAGAACCCGCUUUGCUGCCAGUUUCUUCCUGCUGGACUGAGUGGGUAUCCAGAUUUCAAAAGGGAAGGAGAUUAUGGGCAGGUUACAAAACAAUAGUGGCACUUCAUUUGAAAUACAGUGCAGAAAACAUGUUGCUGCUUGAUUGCUGUGGUCACAUUGAUAGCCUUUCGAUUAAACUGCUGUAAUGUGCUGUACGCGGAGCUACCCUUAUGCCUGGUUCAGAAACUGCAGCUAGUACAAAAUGCUGUUACUAGGUUAAUUAGUGGGACACCCACCUGUACAUAUAUUGCGCUGAUGUUGAAAGAUCUGCACUAGCUGUCAGCUGCUGAGCCAAGUUCAAGGUUUUGUUGUUGACAUUUAAAGGCCUAAACUAGGGAUGCGGAACCUCGGACCUGAGGGCCAAAUCCUGCCUUCCAGGUCUCACCAUCUCGCCUUUGAGAUUCUCCCCAGGCCACAUGCAUCACUGAAGGAUAGGGAGGGGUGUGUGGAAGUGUCCGUAGGAACCACCCUCUGCAGUGCCCUCCCUCGGGGAAUUUGUGAGGAAGGGACAGCAGUGACCUCGAAGCGCCUCUUUUUAAAAAUGUACUUCUCCAAGCUUUCCUGGACUCUUGAUUCUUAAUUGUUAUUUUUUUGUUUUUGUUUGUACAGUUCUUGGUUUUGUUUGUAAGGUACAGCUUUGCUUUGCUUUCAUCUCAUUUUUAGGAAAUUUUAUUGAACAUCAUGAUAUUUUAGAGCAAACUGCUUAUAAAUGUUCAUUGAAGUGCUAUGAUUUUCUUUCAGUAAAUGGAAAGGCGAAAUUCAUCCCUUGUUUGUUUGGUGGUCAUGGCAAGGAAAAGCUAGUCUGCAGAAAGCCAAAGGUGGCUUUGAGAAAAUGCAUAGGAAAACGUCUUAUUGAAAGAAAACACUUUAUUGGUCUGCUGAGUCAAUAUGGGCAAAAAUAAAGAGGAGCCUGAGAGCUCUUGAUUGGCAUGUGGCGGUUCCCCUCCCUUCCGGGACUUUUCCUUUCAUUCCAGUAGGGGGAGCCACACCCUAUGCAUCUGUCCCUUCUGCACACAGGAUGCUGACCCCUCCAUUGUAGUGAAUGGGAGAGCCCUUGUGUAUUGGAGCUCUGUGAGCUCCCUGGUGCGCAUGUGAGCCUCUCUCUAUCCAGCUUCGUGUGCUUACAGCUCUUUUAUUUAUGCCUUGUGCUUUAAGCUGAUUUCCCAAACAAAUUAUCUAUGAUUAUUUAGCUGAGAGAAAAAAUGGCUAUCCACGAAGUUUAAUCUGCACUAAGUUAAUAAUACCUAUUUGAAUCUGUUAUUCCAUUGAUUAAAAGCUGGGAGGGGAAAUGCCUUUUAACUGGUUUAGCAAACGGUCCUAGAAAUUACCCAAAUAACCUAUUGACUGGGAUAAUGUAAUCAACUCAGAGGAGCUGGUGAAUAUGCAGCUCUCCCCCCCCCCCCCCCGCCCAUAGCACAUCAUUGUAAUGAUUGAAGGUACUCAAAAGUUUUGAGGCACUGAACAAAACCGACCCUAAAGCAAAAGCAAGCAAAUCAAAAUCUUAAGUGAAAGCAGCCCAGAAAACAGAACGGAGGCCUUGUUACGAGGGAGGCAAGUGCCCUUUAACUGCUGUUUUUGCUUGCUUGUCAAGAUCUAUAUUCUCAAGUCCUGGUUUUAUAAGCACUUUGUUUUUCACAAGUGCUAUAAAGGCAGAAGCAGGGUCUACUGAGAGACAAAUGGCGUAAUGGAAGUUAUUGUUGAAAACAGAACAUUUUGUAAAACAUAUAAACCUUCAUUAUAUACAUAACUCCAGUGGGAUGUAGCCUAUGUCAAAGGAAUGCCUCAAAAUAUCAUAGGUGACUUUAAUUAUGUAAUUGGAGGGGGGAUGUAAUAGAAAGGCCCAGACACUUUGUGGUUUAGCAACACAGAGCAAUUCCUGCUGGAGCUUUCCAAUCUAACCCACAGAGAACUCUAUUGGAUGAUGAGUUUUCAAGCCAAUUAAGGGCAGCAGGCACAAUCCUGCAGGAACCACUCCUGUGCAGAUGCCUUCCCUUCAGCAGAGUUUGCACUGGGGCACAGCAGUGGUUCAGCAAUGUGCUCUGGAAUGAAAAGGUUUUCAAGAAAAUAUCGUUAAAAUUCAGGUAUUGAAUUAACAAGCCGAGUUAAGUGGCAGAAUCCCAGGAGCACAGAGAAAGAGAAGGAUGUGACAAGUGAGCACAGGAUUUAGCUUCCCAAGAGUAUCAGCUUUUGGUUUUGGGUUAUUCUUGUUUUUAAUGUAACACGUUUCCAGGACACGUUUGGAAGUGUGUGAACGAUGCUUGCUAAAAUAGCCCGUGUCUAAGGAGUAGCUGAGUCAGAUUUCCAACAGUUGUAGGUCAGGCCUCUGUGUUUGGCACUGCACCUCCCCAUGAUGAGUAAAACUGAAACAAAUUAUGCAAAACGAAACAAAAUAUGUGAGUUUGCUCAAGCAGAAAAAUCAGGUGUUCUGGUUUCAGAAAUUGUAUUUUUAGCAUGGUGCAAAAAAAACCAGCCCUCUGAAGGUCCCUCCAGAUGUCCUUUCUGUUGUGCAUUCAUGAUUAUUUGUGCUUAUGAUGCUAUCGGAACAGUUAUAAGCAAUCCUGAUUUCAAUGGUAUUUGUUGCAAAAGUUAUGGGGUCAUCGUACUGCUUCUUUUCCAACCAAUUCAUGUCCUGUAACUUCCUACUGAAGCACCACCAAUGUUCUGGUUGUGUUUUAUUGUUGUUUAUUGUCCUACUGCUAUUGUGCUAUAUAUAGCCCCUCCAAACAGCAAUAAUGUGGUAGCAUUUGGGAAGCAUUACAGAGCAACUAAUAAAGCAGAAUAAGUUCACCACUAAUGCAAUACUAUGGUGUCAAGAAUAUGGUAAAGAAUGCACCUGUAAUAAAACACCAGUCUGGAGAGACACUGGAAUUCUAGGCAGAACAUGUGCAACCAACCUAGCAAAAAGCAUUCUGGAUUUCAGCAAGGCAGCCAGAAUUUCUGGAAUGCAUCGUGGGGUUGUUGGAGCCACUGUAGUCACCCUCAGUUCUGCUCCUUGCUAGUUUUGGAGUAGCAUUAACUCGUUCCAGAUGCCACCUGGGCAGUGUUUAGUCUUCAAAUGAGGAAAUCUGAAUUGCAACCUUUCAAAAACAACUGCCAAGACGUCUAGCUUCACUGUCCUGUAGAAUAGCUGCAUUGAUCUCCCAUGUUGGAAAGUUAUGAAUUGCAGAGCCUGGAGAUAGAACUCUAUAAACACCUCGUUGAACAUGAGAGGAAAAGAGUGAGCCCAUAUGGCUGCUGUGAAAUGAAACCAAGUCAUUUUUCCUUCGCCAUCCCCCCCCCCCUCGAUCUCAGAAUUCUUUGAACAUUGCCCUAGAAAAUUGGAAAAGGGAGAAGUAGCUGAUGUAAUUUAUUUGAACUUUCAAGCUGCCUUUAACUAAGUCCCUCACAAGGAAACGAAAGGAGUCACCGGGUGAAGGAUGGAGCACUUCAGAGACAGGGAAAUGGCUGAGAGACAGCAAAGAGGGAGGCUGCACAGUCAAUUUUCGACAUAACACGAUCCAAAGCUCCUUCUUCUCAAAGGCUACGUUCUGGGACUGACACUAUUAAUAAGCGUCUCAGUGGAAAAGGAGGCAAAUGGUCACUUGGCUGCAGUCCUCCGCCCCGAUAAAAAAUAAAUUUGAAAAUCACACUUGCCUGGCCCUUCUUCAUGUGUGAAAGUCAACCUGUGUAGACUCCAUGGGCUUCUUCUGCAUGUUGGGCUGGCCUUGUGAAUGGUUCCAGUGCGUGGCCAGAUAAGCUCACCUGUUAAUGUUUUCCCAGAAGUAAGGGUUUGGGGGUUGUUUUUUAAGGGAGUUGGCCUUUUCACCCAAAUCUAUUAUUUGUUUUUAUUUCGUAUAUCUCCUUUUUUACCCUGCCUUUUCAGGGUACAUAUACUCUCACAAGGCAGCUUGCAUGAGCACUAUCAAAACAGGGGAAGACAGCUUAGAAAUUGCAAGAGAAUAAUGAGGAAUUGCGAUGGAGCAGUAGAAGCCUGUCAAGAAGAGAACCGUAUGCACGAUCAAAUAUUUGAUUUCUAAUUUCGCAGUCACACUUCCUGCCACUGAAGAGUCAACCUGCUUUUCCACCUGCAUCCCAGUUUGCCUCUUCGGCACUGGAAAUGCUGCAAUGAAAUUCAGAAGCAAAUCUCCACUUGCAUACUGUACAUCCAUACCUUUUGGAUGCUGGCCCCAGCCUCUUUAGUGAACCAUGCGUCUUCAUCUGCGUUGUUUCAAAGCAAUUUUUUCAACCUCCUCCGUACUGUCGGUUUUUGGCUGCUACAUGCUUUUUAAAUCGGAGGGAUUCUACCUAUUACCACUAGAUGGCAAUCAAAUAAGAUAACAGUCUUCAAUCCUGGCUAAAAUAUUCAGUCCCGUGGUGAAUUUUAACCAUAAUAAAGAAGAGAGCUCUCUUCUGAGAAACCCGACUUGCAUUAAUAUUUUACUAAUUGGCAUUUUUACAGUGUCAUCCAGCCACUUCUUAAAAAAAAAGAAAAAAGGCAGGUGUACUCUGUAUAAUAAUGUAGAAGUCAAUAUUGGAGGCAGAAAGAAACAAUUAAACCGAGGGAAGAAAAGCGAUAAUUUAGUAACUGUUUAAGAAUUUAUGCUUCCUUGCCCUUCUCACGUUUUAAAGCUGAAACAUUUUUAUGGCAGCUGUAAAGAAUGACACCAUAACUGUGACUUUAUUCACUCACCAUGCUUUCAUUUUGCAGUCUCCACACUCCACCCCCGAUGGCUUGGGUUUUGGUUUUGCUGACAACCUGAGAUCCUGCCCACCACCAUGUCCUGUAUUAAAUAACCCCAUGUGGGAAUUUCAAAGUAGCCAGUCGCACCCUCAUUGAUUACAUACCCAAAUCCCACAAGGAAGGCUGGAGAAGUAGGAGGAAGGAGGGCUGGAGGAGCAUGGCUGGGAAGAGCAGUAGCUCAGUGGCUGAACAUCUGCCUUGCAUGCAGAUGCUUCCAAGUUCAAUCCCCAGCAACAUCUCCCUGCAAGCCUGGGAGAUACUCCUGCCUGAAACCCUGGAGAGCUGCAAACCAUACUGAGCUUGGUGGAUCAUUGGUCUCACUCUGUAUAAGGCAGCUUCCUAAGGUUCUUGCCUUAUAAACAGCCAUGGCUGACUAGCAGAAGCAUCCCAAGCAACUGCAACAAAAUUAAUCUGGCUCUAGUGGUGCAGGACACACACUGCCUAGGUCCCUUGCAGUAGUGCAGAGGUCCUGCCCACUUCUCAGGACAAGCAGGGCAGCCCCUUUUUGUGGCAAAAUGUCUCAACAGGCUCUGGUCUCUAUGGGAGUUGAAAACAUCUGGAGGUGGCUAGCAAAUGUUUGCUUCACACCAUUAUCAUUUAUUGAUUUAGCAGCUCCUUUGGGACUGUUCACUAGAUAAGAGGAGAAACACAUUGCUUGCUAAAGCAGAGAGUUUGUCAAAGGUACACAGUGAGCAGGGAAAGGCAAGCUGGUGGUCAUAGGCUAUAAGAGAACAGCCUAAUAAGUGGUUGCCUUGGGAAGGCUUUGCAGUUUUAAGGAAGGAGAUAGCUCCUAGAAGAAGGACUAGAAGCAGAAUGGAUGGUGUGAGGAAGGGAAGAAGGUGGUGCCGAGGAUAUAAUUGCGGCCCAAACAGUCUUCAACAUAAACAUAUUGGAGCCUGGAGUUCAUAGCGGGUGUGAUGGAUGCCAGCACAGAGACUUAAGGAGAAGAGUGAUGGGGUCUUAGCGAUGGGAGAGAAAUAUUAUUUUAGCAGAAGCACUCUGCUCAAGGCAUUCCAAGAUCAAUAUCUAGCUCCCCUCUUUGCAGGAUUUCCACCCCUGCCCCCAGGAAAUGAAAAUAUCUCCAUUAACCAAGAGGCUAAUAGGAUUCCAUUCACAUCUGUUUGCCUACCUUUGCAGAUCUCAUAACAUAAGCACACCACUACCUGUAUGUUGAACUAAUGAAAACAAUUCGGUUUUGUGAACAACAAAGUGAGCACUGAGCAGCAAGGCACUGUGGCGGUUAGCAGUUUGGGAUAAUUGUGCAAGCCUGAAGCUCAUAGAUACAGGUUUGGUUGGGAGGGUCUACCCACCCACCAGCAAAGAGAAGUCAUGGGCUUGCUGACUUAGCAUAAUGGGACCCCAUCUGCUAUGCUGGACCUCUACUUUGAGAUGAGAUGUCAACCACUAGCAGCUGAGACUGGCGCUCUGCUACCUUUGCUACUUCUCACUAUGCAGGUGAGGGGACUGUUCCAUUUAUAUCCAUGAUCUCUGUAAAAGCUCAUGGUGGCAGCAGGGCUGACCUUCAUUAAAAUCUUAAAAUCUGCAAUAUGUGCAAACUAAAUGGAUUUGGCCCUAUUUCUGCUCAGUUGGCAUAGUUUAUUGUGCUUCUGCUAGAGAUGUAAGAAUUGCUUUUCCUGGAUUGGAUCAGAGGCCAGCUGGAUUACCGUAUCCAGAAAGUGAGAUGUGAUUCAGGCAAGGGUAUACAUAAUUGCUGUAAUUCCCUGCAAUGAUCAGAAGCUGUCUCUGAACGUGGAUGCUCUGUUCUUGGCUAGCAUGGUGCAAUGGUUAGUGCUGGAGACCUAGGCUCAGAUCCCCAAGCAGCAAGGAUGCUUCCUGUGUGACCUUGGGCCUGCCCCCAAUUCUCAACCUAGCCUACCUUGGCAGGUUGUUGUGAGGAUAAAAGCAGGAAAUCCUUGGAGGAAAGGCAGGAUAUAAAUGUAAUUAAUAAACCUGCAUUUCCCAGAAUUGAGCUAGUGCUUUUAUUUUAGCUGAAGAGUUUUUCAAAGUGAAAACAUAGUCAAACAGAAAACAACAAAUCAGGACAAUAGUCCCAACCCAGAGAGAGAAGCAGGGUCACAAUACAGAUAGAGCAUUCAGAAUGAACAGUCCAGACAAAACUAUGCAUUAAAUAAGAUUAUCUUUCCAAAAUUAUAAACGAGCCAAGGGUGGUCAUGAGAAGGAUAUAUUCUUGUUAACAUAGGAAAUAAACAGAAACCGCACACUGAGAAAGAGGUCGCUAGAUAAUCUAGCUCAGUGGGUUAAUUUCUCUAGAAGGGCAAAAUGCCAAAUCUUGCAGAAUCAGUUUUGUAGACAGCAAAGGCCUGGGGAGUGCCAGUGUUGUGCAGUUUCCAUGUUGCAACUAAUAAGAAGGCAAUAAGAUCCUAGCCCCUGCUCUUCCCUAUAUAUCAUUAAGAGGAACAAGUUUGGGGGAACAAACCAUCUUGGAAAUCUCCUCCAAAUGGGCUUUAGUACCGCCAUCAUAUCAGUCUGGUGGCAAAGAAUUCCUUAAAGCUGGAAUGAUUGCGGGGAAAGAAGCAAGGAAUGUGGAUGGGAGCCCUGCUCAGCUUCCCACUGGCUUCUGAGAUUGUCCACACAUUUGAACAAAGUGGGCUGUGAACUAGGCUUCACAUUUGCAAUGGUUGUGCAGGACGCAGGGAGUGUUGGAUAAGAGCAGUUCCCCCAUGGCACUAAGUGGAAAUUAGAGAUGCUUCAUCAUGAAUCAUUCUGCUUGUGGGGGAGAGUAGGACACCCCACAUUUCUGGCUUCCUAAGUGCAAGGGACAAAACGAAACAAAAAUGCUUCCUUUCUUCACCGUUUCCAUUUGUGAGUUCUAGAAUCCAAACUGGGCUAUGGGAAGCCACAGUCCACAGGCAAUAUUUCAGGCUUCAUCACUUGUAGUCCUAGAACUGCACUAGAAAACUAAGGAGCAUAUCAAGAGGGAAAGGGUCUAGAAAACAGUGGCAAGCUUUGAAGAAAGGUAGCAGAUUCACAAGGUGGGCGCUUAUCUCCACACAUACUGUUUAAAAAAGAGGCACUGAUUUAUGGCUUAACUUAAAGGGGGGGUUCCAAUCAAAUAAAUAAACAGACCCAGGUAGCUCAUCUAAGCUUCUGCAACAUGCUAAGCCAAGACUAGAGAAGGGCCUUCAUUUCUCCACAGAGCAAAUCUGAAGGUGUGGGCAAGGGUGGAAGUAAAGAAUUAUAACUGGCAAAUCUUCCUACUGAAAUGUUCCAAAGAAUACUGGCCAUCAGCAUCCAAUUUGCAUUUUCCUCCAUGCAGUGGGAAAUAUUUAAGUUGACAAAUAGGAUAUUUAACCGCGCAACAGAUACUUGGCAGUUCGUUAUUAACAACUGUUACUGAUGUGAUUUAUUUGCUGUUAUAAAAAGGGCAUUAUUUUGUGAAUAUGAUUCAGAAAUUAGCUCCAGUUUAGCAAGAGGCCUUGACUGCCUGACCUCUUAAUAGCCUUAUAAUGAUGCCAUUUACCAUUCAGUGGCUUAUUCAAGUCAUUGUGUGUGAGAUUUGUUCCGAAGGACUGAUGUUCACAGAUCAGACUGGUGUGUAGAUGGCUCACGGGGAAUGGGGGAGAACUCUGGGGCCACAUACGUUGCCAGGGCCACCUGCACUAAUAGGAGUUAGGAAAAGGCAGGUGUGGGGGGCUGCCCUUUCUUCAGUUCCCUUUGCAGGCCACCCCUAGUAUUAUUCCUCUACCAUAUCCCCCCCCAUCCAGGUACUCAUUCUUUGCCCAUAUAAGUGUCAUUUGAAUUGUGGUGGGGGGGUUUUGGAGGGGGGGGGAGAAUAGAAAUUCCAAAAGAUUACUUUGUCAGGAGCAGAACUUUCCAGCAAGUUGGACAGUUAAGUCAAAGUACCUGUCACUCCUUUGCCCUUACUGCCCCACACUGCUGUUCCCUCUGUUUCCUUGCCCAAUAUAACCCGCCUGGCCCAAAACACAGAUAGAUAUUUCCUUAAAGAAGCUAGACUGCUUGCUAACAUUCUGUCGCUGACAUCUUCACUCUGAACAGUUGGAAUACUGAUGGACGUUCCAUGACGUAAUGAUAGGCAAACUAUAGCCAGUGUUUAGCCUACUUUAGAACUCUCUGAAGAACCUUUGGAUCAUGGGCCCAGUUGGAAGAUGCAUCUCGAGUGUCUCUUCUAGCUUGGGUGUCUCAUGUGACAUCUUUGCCCAUGUGGCUGCUCUGUGGCCCCUCCCACAUUGAUGCCUGGCAUGCUCUGCGUUUGGCCCUCUACUCUUCUUUCUGUAUACAUUACCCCCUUGGGUAGCCUCAUCACUUCUCAUGGUUUUCAAUGCCACCUAUAAGCUCCUAGCGCUACCACUCCAUCCAUACCAUAUCAUUUGCCAUCCAUCCAAUCCCCCAUCUCCAGUUACCUUUCUGAUACGUCUGCUUGGGUGCAUCAGCAUUGUCUCAAGCUCCAUGUGUCCAUACAAAAUUUAUCCCAUUUUCUCCCAUUUCUCCUUGUUCCUCCACCUUAUCCAUUAGCAUCACCAUCCACCCUGUUAAUCAGGAUAAAGCCUUGACUUUCUAUUAUCUUUCCUUGGACCCACAAAUGCAAUCUGUUCCCAAAUCAUGCCACUUCCCUCUUUACAAUGUGACAAAUUACAGCCUUUUGCCGUCUGUAUCCUCAGCAAAAUAUCUGCUCCGUACCUUCUGUAACUCUCAUCUUCAUGGCUGCAAACUUUCUUCUCUCUAGGGUCUCCUAUUGCCUCACCUACUGUGGUCUCACUCACCUGUACCCAGCACUCUGCUGCCAGCUUUAUUUGCCUCGUUUGUUGCUCUGAAUAUGUCACAUGGGAAAGGACUUUAGCUCAGUGGGCAGAGCUUCUGCUUUGCAUGCAGAAGGUCCCAGGUUCAAUCCCUGGUACCUACUGGUAGGGCUGAUAAUGUUCUCUGCCUGAGGCCCGGGAGAGCCGUUGUCAGUCAGUGUAGACAAUAAUGAGCAAGAUGGACCAGUGGUCUGACUCAGUCUAAAACAACUUCCUAUGAUCCUAUGGCUCUUCUCCUUGAACUCCUUCACCACUUCCAGUCCAGCCCAGUCCCAGAUCCUACAUAAGCUUCAUGGCUUACCUUCAAAACCCUCCAUCAGCUUCUUCCUGCACCCCACCUACCAAAAUCUCUGUUCUUAUAUCUAGUUACAUCCCUUCUUCCCGUGACCUUUACUUAACCAGCUGCACCACCCAAAGCUAUCCAAAUGUCCCCAUUCUGCUCUCUGAAAUGACUCCAUCCCUUCCUCCUUGCUGCUGCUGCUGCUGAUGCCUGGAAUUGCCCUCCCUCCUUCUCCUCAGUGCUUACCUUUCCUAGAAAUCUUUGGAGCACCCUCCUGGUAACAAUAUCAUCAUGUAACUAAGUCAAGGUACAGGCACUUGAAAUCAACACAUAUUCUUCCCUGCCUCCAUUACCUCCCAUUUGUUUUUCUUCUGUGUCUGUUUUAUAUUGUAAGCCCCCUGCGAUAGGGAUCUGUCAAACCUGUUCUUUACAAAGUGCUGUGUACAUAGAUGGUGCUAUAUAUAAAUAAGUAAAUAAAUAAAAAAUACUUUGGUUUCCCCCCAGAAUAAUUUGUCUCAGUUGCGUAGUCUUAUCUGUCUUGCCCAGUUUCUUAAAUUCUUGCUCCCUAAUGUAUAACUGAAAUCAGAUAAUAACUUUCUUUAAUUUUUUCUCAGUUGCAUAGUUCUGUCCGAUUGUAGAAUUGAGAUAUGGCUUGCAUCCCAAAGCUGUCUCCGGGGCAAGUUAGCUUCAGAGCUCCUAAAAUGCAACUGUAAAUAUAUAUUUUUAUAGUCUACCUAGCAGGAUUGUAGAUGCUUUGCUGUUGCUGACUGAUGCAUUAGCACAUCACGGUUAAUGCUGAAAGACUCUUGCUGGUGGAAUUGAUCACAUAUGUGCUCACAAGCAAGUGCUUAGCUUUGCAUGCAUAAACAGCAGUGACACUCUGUUUCUCUAUCUUUGAGUACAUUUUUCCUGGGCUGUGGUCCAUAGGCGCAUGAGGCCACCUUGCUGAAGCUAAGCAGGUCUGGAUCUGGUCAGUGCCUGGAUGGGAAACUGCCUAGAACCAUACGUGUGCUGGACAGAGGGACACCUCCAUUUAAUCUAGACCCACUCCAGCAUGGCAAAUCAGGGGAUUGGCUUGCUGUGUUAGUCAGGGCAACCAUCCCUGACCUUCUGAUCUCCAGAUCUUUUGGACUCCAACUUCCAUCAGCCCCAGCCAGUAUGGCAAUGAGAGGGGCAGUCUAAAAUAUAUGGAGGGCACCAGCUUGGGGUGGUUGGGUUAUGGGCCAAUGGGAUGGAACUAAUAUGACACAUGUUUACAAACAGUUAAAAAAAAUUCAGAACAAUUAAUCCAUCUUAUUGAGUUACUUGCAGUUGCUGCUCUACCAUAACAAUUAUUUUAACUUUGAAGUAGUCAUGUCUGUUUCUCAGCCUAGAAGAGGAGGUGGAUUGUGCAGUUAACUGUCAGAAAGCAAAUGUCUAUUCCUUUACAGGAGUGCUGCCACAAAAGUUUUCCUUAUUUUUCUUUUUCUGCUGUCAUUAGGUAUGGGCAGUAGACCUGGAUCUGCACUAUAGCGAUCAUCUGGCUUUGACACAGGUCUUGCUGUAUGUUACAAACGGAACACUGGAUUGCAAGUUAAGCCGCUUUGAAUGCCAGGUCAUUCCAAGUAAACCAAAAAGCCGCCGCCCCCCUAAGGAACCACCCCAGGUCAGUGAUGAAUAACCCAAGUAACCUCCUACUAGCCACUGUGUUGGCAAAUCAUUGCUUGGGAGCCAGAACAGGAUUGGCUACCCCUCUGCUCCAUUGCACUGGUGACCUGAGCCACCCUGUGACAUUCAGUAAGACAGAUCAAUGCUACUAUGUUUGUUUAUUUGUUUGUCUCAUGGUUCCAGCCUGUGGAAUCAUAGAAUCAUCAAAUCUUAGAGUUGGAAGGGACCCCAAGCGUCAUCUAGUCCAUCCCCCCAUAAUGCAGGAAUCAUUUUAGAUCUUAAUUCUGUCUUCUAUAGUGUUAGCUAUCCCGCCCAGUUUUUCCCAUCAGCUGAAGAUUUAAUAAGCAUACCCUUCUGUAUCCUCACACAAGUAUCUUAUUAAAAUUUUGAAGGACACUGAGCAUAGGAUAGAACACUUUGGCUCUCCACUAAAGACCUCUCUCCAGGUAGACACAGACCCAUUAAUGAGCACUCACUGGGUACAGUUGCUCAAGCAGUUGUAUAUUCACCUAACAAUAUUAUCCAGCUCAUAUUUUACCUUCUGGUUAACAAGUAAAAAAUGGGAGGUCUUGUCCUAUGCUCCACUGAAAGUGAAAUAUACUAUGCCCAUGCCGUUUCUAUGAUCUACCAAACUAAUAACUACCAAAAAAUGAAAUAAGGUUGGUCUGGCACGACUUAUUCUUGAGAAACCCAUGUUGGCCAUUGGUAAUCAGUGCAUUAUUUUCUCUGCUCACAGGAUGACUACUUAUUAAUCUGUUUGAGAUUUCCCCUAGUAUCUGUGUCAGGCUGCUAGAACUCUACUUACCCAGAUGGGCCUUUCCUCCCUCUUGGAAGAUAUGAACAAUAUUUGCCCAUCUCCAGCCUUCUGGCAUCUCACCUGUGCUUGAAGAAUUUCCAGAGAUUGCAGACAGUGGUUCUGGAAUAACACCUACAGGUUCCUUCAGCAUUCUGGGGUGUCAUUCUCCUUGCCCGGAAGACUUUAGGCCAUUUAAAGUAGCUAGGUGUUCUUAAUCCACCUUCUUACGUAAUCCAGCCAUUGACAUUCUUGCCACAAAGGGAACAUAUUUGCAUUUUUUGAACUGAUGUUUAACUCCAGUAGUGGAAGUGGGAACCUGCUAUCUGCAGAAAAAUUAACUCUGAUUUGUCUUUUUAAAACCUGCCUUAGGGGUGGAACCCUCCCAUUUUUAUGCUUGGUCAGAAUAGACCAGAAACCUCUUCUUAUCCAUCUACAGAUAGAGAUUUUAUGUCAUCCAAAAAGUGUCAGAGCUUUGUAAUUUAGAGGUUAAUGAGCUUCUGAUCUAUUGUUCUUGUCACACCACUACUUUGAGUUGGAGAGAAGUAAAUUACAUAUGAUUAGUCCCAGUAGUACAUGUUUUAGAAAUGAAAAGUAAUCAAGUAGCAACUUUUUAAUUAAAAUUCUGUCAGGAUUAACGUAAAUUUGUCACUCCCAGCCUAUAAUCCCCCCUUUUUUAUUCCUUCAAAUCUUGCUUACCUAGCAGUCAGCGGCAACAAAAAGAGGACUAGUGUGUCAGAGAUAUCUUUUAAAGAACCGAGAGAAAUAAACAGGAGACAAAUCUUUUUACAGCGCAUGAUCUGUAAUGAAUGAUUAAGUAAAAACACUUUAUGUGAAAUUAUGAUGUUAAUAAUGCUUCCGUCCCCGCGAAUUUAUUACGCAUUCACCAGGCUGCUCGCUUUGAUUUUGAUAAAAUGGAGCGGUGACCGAGUGCGAGUGAUGAUUUUUAUUUUUAGAAUUCUCCUUUGCAAGAGCAAAUUUCCUAGAUACUGCUGCUACUGUAAUUAUGUACAAAACCAAUCACUCAUUAUACUUAGGAUACAUUAUCUUCGAGACAGAUGAGGCUAAAUAAGCAAGACAUUAAUAAUUCAUCCGGCAGUUCAUUAUGCAUGUGUUUGCCUGCUUUGUAGCUGAAAUAAGCACCUCAUCAAACUGAUGCCUGCGCUUAAACAAUAGUUCUGUGUUAUUGCCGCCACAUUCAAGUUUACGCUUGUUAAACUGCUACUUGGAUUAUUUUAUCAAGCAUUCAUUUAUUUUAUUUGUGGCCUUCUGUUGCCAAAAGAAAUUUCUGAGAGCUUUGGGUACCUGAUUGGACAAUGAAUACUCUUAGUUCUCCAAGUAUUCUCAGCCAAGGCUGGGUUACCCCUUGUGCUAAAUGCGCUUCAGGCUAGGACCCCAGCCAAAUUGUGGCCCCUGCUGCUCCCGGCGGCUGCCAGCAUUCUUGCAAUAUUGUGCAUGUGAGCACAAGUCUGCCUGCAAUGUCGCUUUGGGUACUAUGGCAGGCAAAACUGGGGAACUGAGUGCCACUGGGAAUAGCAAUGGCAUGCAACAGAUCAUAGCUCCCAGAGCGGCAGAUUGGAGAAGGGAUGAGGCUGGCCUGCCACCGCCACAGUUUUCAUGCCUUAGGUCUGAGGGUUAGACUAAAAAGCAUCUCGGGUCUCUGAAAUCUUUUAGUUUUGAUCAUUAACAUUUUAAUGCAACUCAAGUAAGUUUGUGCAGAACAUCAAGGAAGCCCAUUAAGAAGAAAUAAGAUGCAUGCAAAUUCUACUAAGCUUCCUCCAUUGUUCUUGUGUAUUACUGCAUGCACCCCACAGAAAUUAAAACACUUUGGUGAAUUGGUUCUGAAAUGACUUGGCAAAUAUCACACGCAGUGGUCGAAACACCUUUGUCCUUCUGCCACCACUUUCUUCUAGAAAGGGAACACAGUUUUGCUUGCACGUUAUUAUUUACCUCUUUAUUGAAACUGCCCAAUCAAUAGCACUUUGCUAAGAAAUAAAAGAAGGUGAGAAAACACAUCUUGGGCAAAAAUUCCAUAUCGAUCUGAGCAUUUUGCUUUCAGUUCCAGCCAGUGCUGCACUGUUAAGGAAACAACUAUUUAAAGAGUUCCUAAGCUCUUAACAUAAUGCUUUUAAGGUUUAUCCCAGAAAACUUAAAUGAAAAACAAUUUCUGUAAUGUGUCACGUUCACCCAAGGGCAUCACUUUAAAAAAUGCCAAGCGUUACAUCAGAAGAAGCCCCAGCAAGUCAAAAGCAAAAUCACAGAGAACGUUCUUAUGUUAUAAUUGCAUGAGAGCCAAUAUGGCAACCUUUGUCAGCCUAGUGCCCUCCACAUGUUUUGAACUACAACUACAACAUGUUUUGAACUACAACUCCUAACAUCCCUUGCAUAUAAUACUACAGCACAUCUACUGGUGAUCCCUCUAGAAAUUUAAAUAAAUUUAGUUUUCAAAAUUUGCAGAAUUGGAUCCAUAGGAUCCAACUCCUCGGGGCCAAGGUCCCUUUGCUACCACCCAAUGAAAUAUUUGAGGGAGCCUCCCCGCCCCCCCAAGUUGAUGGCAUUGCCAUUCAAAUUAUGUGUGUGCACCACAUUUUGUGAUCGAUUAUGCAGGGUGGGACUUAUCCCCCAUAUUUUAUUCAAGUUGGCACCCCAGAGUGGCUCUCUCAUGAAUUUCCAGACUGCAUAGACAUUUCUCAGAAUAAUUAAUUUGCUUCAAUGAAGUAAAGACUAUUCAGCUGAUUAUAUCUUUCUUGUGGGUUUGGUGUUUUCAGAUACAGUAGUACCUUGGUUUAAGAACAGCCCUGUUUACGAACUACAGUGGUACCUCGGGUUAAGUACUUAAUUCGUUCCAGAGGUCCAUUCUUAACCUGAAACUGUUCUUAACCUGAAGCACCACUUUAGCUAAUGGGGCCUCCCAUUGCCGCCAGGCCGCCGGAGCAUGAUUUCUCUUCUCAUCCUGAAGCAAAGUUCUUAACCCGUGGUAAUAUUUCUGGGUUAGCGGAGUCUGUAACCUGAAGCGUAUGUAACCCGAGGUACCACUGUAUUCGUUUUAAGAACUCUGCAAAACUGGAAGUAGUGUCCCGGUUUGUGAACUUUACCUAGGUCUAAGAAUGGAAUCCGAGUGGAGGAAGGGCACUGGCGGCGGGAGGCCUCAUUAGGGAAAGCGUGCCUCGGUUUAAGAACUGAUUUCUGGAACUGAUUAAUUUCAUAAACUGAGGUACCACUGUACUAUUGUAACACAUUUUUAAAUUUAUCUAUGCCACUCCAAUGGCUGUAUGUUUUUCCUUUUCCUUUCUCUUUUAAGCUGUGUAAAUGCACUCAGUUAUUGCAGUUUUAAAUGGACCCUAAUUCCUCCAUUUUCUCACUGAGGACCAGAUAUUGUAACUGUAGAGCUGUGCCCGCCCCCAGCCCAUGCCCACAGGCAAUGACUGCUUGGGGUCCACCCCUUGAUGUCCACCUUGUUGUCUACAGAGGCCCUAACCGCCACCAUUUUCAGUUUUCACUUUUUAUGUAUAUGAAGCUAUUUAUCUUUGCUGAGCCACCUUGGGAGGGCUGUGUCCAUAGAAUUAAAUAAUAAUAAUAAUAAUAAUAAUAAUAAUAGUGUUACCAAACAUUGUUUAUCAUUGCUCCCGUGUCUAUAAAGUUAGCCUCAAAUAUUACAAUUUGUAUCUUUUAGGAAGUAAAUUGUUUCUGCAGGAUUUAUAAUAAACUCCACAUUUAGCUUAAUGUUUGUAAAAGGGCUCUGUAUUGAAGCAAGAAUAUGUUUGUCUGGCCUUCCCCAACCUGGUGCCCUCCGGAUGUUUUGGACCACACUUUGCAUCAGCCCCAGCCAGCAUAGCCAUUCAUGGUGGCUGGGACUGAUGGCAGAUGCAGUUCAAAACAUCUGGAAGGCAUCAAAUCUGGGAAGGCUGUAUUAGUGCUUCGUAACAGUCAACUUUUUCCCCUUCUGCUUUUUUUGUUAGCCUGCUAUGGUCAGCCGCUAUGUUGCCAUGAGCAAUUCGAUCAGACAUGCCAACUUUUCCCUCAUCUACUAUAAUGUUUUCCUUCAUAUGUGCAAGGCUCACGGGAUUGGAUAUGAUGUCCAGGUAGGAAGAUCAUGUGCUUUACAUUUAAAUGAAAUAGAGGUAGGAAAGUAGCUUGGGAGGAGAAACAGCACACAAAUUCAUUCUAGACUGACUACAGAAAAGUUAGUAUCUCCAAAUUUUUGGCCUCUGUGAUUCUCUCACAUAUCCCUAUAAUCCAUGAGAAUCUUUCUGUGAACUCUGAGAUUAUCAUUUAUCACUAACCCAAUCUCAAAACCUGAAAACCUGUUUUCAAAUUCAAGCUUCUGAAUCGAAACACGUCUUGCUGGCUUGUUGCAACUGUUGUCAGAUGCUACUCAUGUGGGCUUUAAGGGGGUAGGGCCUAUAGAUCAGCUAGCAUGGUUUCCAGACAACUUUACAUGUCAGCCAAGAAGCAAAAAGCUCUCAGGCCUGGCUUUAAAGUGACCACCUCUCUCUAAUUCUGAUUAUUCACACCGUAAUACAGUUUAGCAUCUUACUUUUUUACGAGGAGUUGUUGUUGACAUUAUGCAAUGCUAACACCUUUCCCUCUACUCCAACAGCAAAAAGAAGGAACCGUUUUUACUCUGUUUGAAGACCAUAAAAGGCUCAAAUUCGGAAUUAUGUAAGUUUUCAUGAGUGACUUCUGGAAGCAUCUUGAAAAUCCUCUAGUUGAACACCUCUACUCCCUUCUGUGGGCUAAGGGUUAGUCUUCCAUACAUGCUCCUGAGAAAGUAACUCAAUCACAGAUGUACCUAGCCCUGGGUAAGGCCCCCAAAUGGUGCAAGGAAUUCCAUAGAUGUACAUAGAGGAUGAGCACGAACAAGCAGCAUGUCCUCUUCUGCCCAAGUCUCACUGAAUACUUGUUUACAGCAUCAUGCUCUAAUAUUAGUAAUACAGUGAUAUUUUCAUACCAAUGGUGGUGUGUAGCCACAUAUUUGAUGUCCAAAGAGAAAAGGCUUGGAAUGACUCAACCUCUUGCUCUCCUCUGCUACUUGAUUAAUAAAAAUUAUUUAUUACACAAAUCCUUUCUACUGACAAGUUAAAAUGGAGCCUCAUCUUUCAUAUCUCCCUGAAGAUUGCCACCUUACGAGAUUGAAAAUAUUCAUUAAAUUCCUUGGGCUGACAGGCCCAAAUGAGAGGGCGAUUGUUCUUAAGCCUGCGAAUGGAAUCAUUGGCAAAGUCAUUUGUUUGGAUAUCAUUAACAGAACAAUUGGAGAACAUCUCCAGGGGGUCCUCAUGACCUUUGCUCAGCAACUCUUCAUCAUCUAUCAAGAAUUAUCAGCACCCAAUAUGCAUGCCGAGACCAAUUUUAAGGUGAGGUGUUAAUUAACUAACGAUCCCAGUUAAAUUUCUGUUAGAGGACAGAAAACACCUCAUGCUGUAUUAUAAACAACUGUUAAGCCAUCCUGGGUUCUUUCCAUAGCAGUACAUGUUUUACUGUGUACAGGUCAAUAUUGUAGGAUUCCCAGUCAAUCUGCUAGUUAAAUUUAUUUUUUUAGAUGUGGUAACAUAGACUUGCUUGAGCUGGGAGCCACUGGUAUACUUGAAAGGAUUCUUCAAGAGCAAUUAGGUUUUCAUCUUACAUUUAUCCUUUCUUGGAGUUCCUAAUUGGUGGCACAGAAAAGUAUUCAUGCAGUCCUUCCUAAAGCCUACUCUUACUGAUUUACAAAAUGAAACCGUCAAUAUAUAUUAAAACACAUACAUUAAGAAAUGACAAAUAAGUAAGCUUGAUUAGUUUCUGAUGCCCAGGCCAAAGAAGGGACUUCUGUUUUAGUGCAUCCCAGCAGGACGUACCACUAGGGCUGACACUUACUUUUCCUGGGUCUCUGGAAUAGGAGCCAUUUAGCUACUUAGUUCCAAUCAGAACAGAGUGGCUGCCAUGUUAUAUUUCCUAGAAUGCAGUGCUACUAGAUAAGUUCAUCUAGUGGGAGGGAUUGAGUGACUGGCAAGUACAAUGGUGCCAGGGGAGCAAGUGAUGGUGGACACCAGUGGUUAGGAAGGGGCUGAUUGAGGUGGGGUCCAAGUCAGCGCCAAGGGGGCUCAUUGGUAGCCUUAAGCUAAAGGCCUACUCAGGCCUGGUACUGGCCAUGUUAUCAACUAUCAGGAGAACCUGACAGACAUGCCACAAAAUGAUCUAGGUCGAAACUCCACAGCAGUGUCAGAAGGUAGAUUAGUUGGGCUUUUAAAAAACACACAGGACUUCAAAGGAGCCAAGGAGGCUUACUAGUAUUUCAUGCUAUAGCCCUGUGAUGGGGAACUUUGAGCCCUCCAGAUGUUUCUGGACCAUUCCAGCUGGGGCUAAUGGGAGUUGGGAGUCCAACAAUAUUGAGAGGUCCAAAGGUUUCCCACACUUCUCCUGGUGAAACAACUGUAUUUGAGCUCUAAUAGUUACCUGCAAGUCCUGACUACUUCAGCCUUAGCCUGAAUGAGAUUGACCCUGGUGCUUCAGCUCUGUGUUGACUUUAGUUACUACUCAGACCAAGGAGCUUGCAAAUCUGUCAAUUGGUUGGGCCAGGCCUGAAGAGUGACUCUUUCUGUGACUUCUUGAUACUACUGGUGCAAUGGUGAGCAGGGAGCAUAAACAACUGUUCUACCACUUGAAGUGUUUGAUUUUAUUAUAGAGAGCUGUCCAAGAGAUUGAAAAAAUUCUGGGAGUUACAGAGCAAAACAAGUUAAAAUUUGAAGAGGAAGAGGAGGACUUGAAAGCGCAAGCUUCCACAAAAUAGUUAGUAGACAUUAAAAGUAAUCUUUCUUCAUUCUUAUUCUCAUGUCUCUGGGGAAAAUAAGUUAAUUCAUUUUCAAAUAGCCCUUUUCGGUCACUUUAUGCCCACAAGCUCUGCCAGAGUGUGACUGUCUGUUGACCUCCCAACCAUGUUGCCUGGCUCAUGGCAACCCUAUCCUCCUCCUCCUGGGCCACAACAGUCAAAGCUUAAUUUCUCAGAUUUGGGUUGUGUCUGGUUUUUUAAAAUUAUGUUUUGUGAAAUAUGUCAUGAGGCGGGUGACAUCCUAAAUACAACCUGUGGAAGGGGACACAUUUGGUUUAAUUCUACACUAUAUUUGCUCUCAAAUUUAACAAAACAGUCUCUUAUAAUUCAACUAUUUUAGAAACAAAUAGUAAAAUGUUAGCAUACAAUAAGUCUCUCCCUGUGCUUAUCUUUAGGGUAGGAUGGCACUGAAUGCAGGGGAAAAUUUUUUUUAACCCUUAAAUUGUUUUUUAGUUAUAAUUUAUUUCUUCUUAUAGGUUAAACAUCUUUAAAUUAUCCGCCUGGUUUCCAGUUCUAAAGUACCCCACACUGCAAUAAACACUACAACUGUGUUUUGGAUUGUUGAAAAAUACGUGUAGCAGAACACAGACCAAUGUCAAUAGUGAUUCCUGACUCACAGAAUUUGUUUUCACUGAAAAUUUUGUAUCAGAUGCUAUUACCUCUAUAUGGCUGAGAGGAGUAUUGAUUUAUACUUCCAAUAAAAUUAAGUGUAUUUAUUUUUG